This is a messenger RNA of Coregonus sp. 'balchen', 55377 nucleotides long. Lineage: Eukaryota; Metazoa; Chordata; Actinopteri; Salmoniformes; Salmonidae. The record is from the annotation of a GenBank genome assembly.
AUGGGGGCAUCUGCCAAGAGAAGACCCAAAGUCCAGCCCAGUACCCUGGUUCUGCCACCACAGUGAGUACAGCUCCUCUUCCUCCUGUUGUUUUUCUUCAGUUUAGUGUUGUCAUAGUCCCGAGGAUCACAUGACGGUAAUACAAUGGUGCAUUGUCUUAUUUUGUUUUCUUGGACCUCUUGGGCCGUAGACCUCUUGCUUUGAUAGGAGAGUGAUGAGAGUGGGGGAAGGGCAUGCAGGAAGUCUGGAUGGAUGGACUGAGGGAUGGCAUCCCCAAUGGAAGAUGAAAGAGUGGUUGAAGGAAAGAGAAGAGAGUGGUCCCCACCUGGCAUAGCUGCUACAAAAACAGGAAUCCAUUGUGUGUUGGGCUCUUAUGUAUAGUCCUUGAUCAGUGUGGCAUUGUGCCCUGGUCUUUGAAAUGUCCCACCUUUUUUCAUAAAUGUUUGUCAGUGUGCCUUUUGAUAGACAUGGGCUACUGCUUUCAUAAUGUUAUUACAGUGCAAGUUAUUGUGUGAGUUUUCUAUAACUUAAAGUCCUUCGGGUAGAUGAGGUUUGCAGAAUGUGUGGAAAUGGCACCUGGUGCACUUUUCUGUUCACCCUCACACCCCUUGUCAACAAAAGAAAGAUCCUCACAGAAUCUCAUAUUCACUGGGUUCGGGUGACAUUUUCCCCCAUAUUUCCCAUCUGGCAUUUUAUACGUUUUUGGCAUGAGAGGGAGGGCCGGCAUCGCUCAGUAAAGUGUCUGCACUCUGGAUGUAAAGGGAAAUAUCAAUAGUGGGGAACAGUGAAGGCACGGCUGUCACUGUAAAUCUUCCUGGAGCAGCUUCUCACUGGCCGGUUUCCUGCGUUGUGCAGGGGUGACUCUGGGCUUUGGGGAACUCUAAUGGCUCCGUACAGCUCAGGAAGAGAGCGGGUGAAGAGCGGAGCAAGGUGAAGCCAACCAGCGGCUCCUCUGUCAAACGUCAUUGUCCUGAUGAAUUUGCCGUUUCUAAAAGGAGCAGCCAACGCAUGAAUUAUGCAGCACAACCUUCAUGCGAGGUGGCUUUUUAAGUUGUUUUGCAUCCACCCUCCUGCAUUGCCAGCUGUUUUCGCCCUGCGUUCUUCUAUAUGUACAGAAAUGCCCCAGAAAGUGCACAGUGUAAAUAUGGUAUAACAAAGAAAUGUUGUGGUAGUAAAUGAAUGUAGAUGAUAUGAUAUUGAGUUUAUGCAGACACUUUAGCUACUAAGUAGUCAAGUCCUGAGUAGACACAUUUCUGUUGGAGAGUAGAUCAAUGGCAGGCCAUUAGAGAUUGGCAUGUUUGAUUGUUCAAGUCGAAUCUGCUUUGUCAGCCUUGAAAACGAUCCUGGUCAAAGUAUGGAGAUACCAGGUUAUACAAUCUGAUACCCUAUUAGUCCGACACUAGUCACAGGAAGUGUUUGUUAUGCAGGAGUUAUGAUCUAAGACUGGAUGCUGAAGAGAUUAACAGAUUAUAGAAGACAUCGGACUGCUAACUAGCAGGCCUCAUGCUAAGAAAUUGAUGGGAUGUGGCUUUUGUAUGAUUUUUGUUUUUGUUUUACAGACACAUACAGUAUGAAAAGGGCCAGGAGUUUUGGGGCACUUUUUGAGGCACUGUGCUUUUACUGGUAUUUCCAGCAUAAUCCGCUUGGUUUGCUGCCGGUAGAAAAUCAUAGGAAAUGUUAUUUAAUUGAAACAAGCUGUGUCCAAUCAAUCAAUCAAUGUUUGGUUGUGCGUGUGUUUGGUGGGGGGACCUCCUAAGCCAUGGGAUGCGUAGCUCUGCGAAUCUUAAGUGAAGUGGCAAUAUUCGAUUAGUCUGAAUUUGCCCAAACAGUUAACGGUCAGAACACUAUCAAUUAGGAAUAUCGCUAGCAACAACAGAAUACAUAUUGGGGGAAUUACAUACAUACAGUAGAAAAGAGGAGAAUAUCUUUCUAAUGAUGUCAAUUUUAUUUCUCAUCUCCUAAUAUCACACAAAUUACACUCAUUGGAGCCGCUUACACUCACUGGAGUAUCUGACAUAGGCUUUGAAAAAGCACCUGCGACUAGGCUACUAGUGUUGCAAGUGCUGCUGGUAAGCUUUCUUGACUUGGACAUACAUUUUUGCAAACACAUGGCUAACCUUUGUUAAACCAGCUAAACAGCUCCUCUUAGUGAAAAUGUGUUUAAAGUGACCUUUCUAGCUAAUAAGCUAUGUUAGAGUUUAUACUUCCUCUUCCAAUUAUAAUGUGGGGAGGUCUAAAUAUUGAAAAAAAUGUAUUACUUCUCCUUGCCAUUCACCUGAUGAUAAGACAUGUGGAAAAACAUUUUUUGCUAACUUAUGAUGGGGGUCCAUGGGUGGCCGGUUUGCCAGGGAGGGGGUCCAUGGGCAAGAAAAGGUUGAAGACCCCUGCUCUAAAUGGAGUCAUGCUAUAUAGAAUCAGCUGAACUGGCACGUAUUGAUUGACUCCUGUCAUGCAUAAGCCGACCUCCCUUAGACAGCUAGCCCCCCUAUCUGGAUUAUUAUUGUCCUAAGUGGUUAACGCAUUCAGUUUAAUCAUGUAUCUCUUUGAGCUGCUGCUCUGUUUAUCCAGAGACGCAGUGACCAAAUUAGAGCAAUUGUGCUCUCUUUUGUUAAAGGUAAAAGACAAGACAAAUUGAUGCUUAAAGUGGAACUAACCACUAAGUUUGAUAGCUAAUCCAGCUAACUGAUAUAAGAUUCCUUCUUGCUCUGGGAGGGUACCACUAUAAUAAUAUGGUGAUAUUACCUGUGCUUCUGGAAACUCACCAGGAAACUUUGCGCCGUGCAAGGUCACUUUGGUGUGACUCAUGCUGGGCGUGUCGUCUGUUGGCCAACAAUGAUCAGUUCGUCACUCCGGGGACACAGGCCUUUGUCCUUGGAGCAUCGAUUCAGAGUGGCGUUGUCAGCUUGGGCCUGCCCAUUCCCAUCAGCAGAGAGGCUAAGCAGAUCUGUUAGGAGCAAGCCUGGAAUUUGUGAUUUUAGGGGCAAGGCCAUUUGGCCUUCAAGAGGUGCCCAAUCUGCCAGGGCCAUCUGCUAGGGCACCAAGGCCAUUAACCAAAACAGCCAAUUAAAUGGAUUUGAAAACUGAAAAACACGAGGUAUUCUGUUAAGAAAAAUAUGUGCAUGUAAAUGUACAUAAAUCAUUUGCCUAUAUGUCAAAGUGUAGGUGAUAGGGUACAGCAUCUCAUGUCCACACCGAUGCUGACAUGAGGGAGGCACCAGAAAAUAUAGGCAAACUUUAAUGACACUUUUAAUUACAUAUACUGUAUAUGUUUGACAAAUAUAAUGUAGGAUAAUUCAUUAAUAUUAACGCCUAAAUGCUUGAUUCUGUCAACAUGCUUGAGGCACUGUUCGUUCGGAUAGGGGAGAAAGGCCAGUGCCUGUUGAGCACCGCAACAUCACCCACAUUGCAAUCUGAGCGGAGGCAGACAUCAUUCUGAAACCAUUUAACCAUUUUGCCAAGAGUGUGCAAAGCUGUCAUCAAGGCAAAGGGUGGCUAUUUGAAGAGUCUUAAAAAUAAAAUAUAUUUUGAUUUGUUUAACACUUAUUUGGUUACUACAUGAUUCCAUAUGUGUUAUUUCAUAGUUUUGAUAUCUUCACUAUUAUUCUACAAUGUAAAAAUAAAGAAAAUCCCUUGAAUGAGUAGGUGUGUCCAAACUUUUGACUGGUAGUGUAUACAGUUGAAGUCGGAAGUUUACAUACACCUUAGCCAAAUACAUUUAAACUCAGUUUGUCACAAUUCCUGACAUUUAAUCCUAGUAAAAAGUUAGGAUCACCACUUUAUUUUAAGAAUGUGAAAUGUCAGAAUAAUAGUAGACAGAAUGAUUUAUUUCAGCUUUUAUUUCUUUCAUCACAUUCCCAGUUGGUCAGAAAUUUACAUACACUCAAUUAGUAUUUGGUAGCAUUGCCUUUAAAUUGUUUAACUUGGGUCAAAUGUUUUGGAUACCCUUCCACAAGCUUCACACGAUAAGUUGGGUGAAUUUUGGCCCAUUCCUCCUGACAGAGCUGGUGUAACUGAGUCAGGUUUGUAGGCCUCCUUGCUCGUACACACAUUUUCAGUUCUGCCCACAAAUGUUCUAUAGGAUUGAGGUCAGGGCUUUGUGGUGGCCACUUUGGAAGUAUUCUUGGGGUCAUUGUUCAUUUGGAAGACCCAUUUCCAACCAAGCUUUAACUUCCUGACUGAUGUCUUGAGAUGUUGCUUCAAUAUAUCCACAUAAUUUUCCUUCCUCAUGAUGCCAUCUAUUUUGUGAAGUGCACCAGUCCCUCCUGUAGCAAAGCAUCCCCACAGCAUGCUGCUGCCACCCCCGUGCUUUACGGUUGGUAUGGUGUUAUUCGGCUUGCAAGCAUCCCCCCUUUUCCUCCAAACAUAACGAUGGUCAUUAUGGCCAAACAGUUCUAUUUUUGUUUCAUCAGACCAGAGGACAUUUCUCCAAAAAGUAAGAUCUUUGUCCCCAUGUGAAGUUGCAGACCGUAGUCUGGCGUUUUAAUGGCGGUUUUGGAGCAGUGGCUUCUUCCUUGCUGAGCGGCCUUCCAGGUUUUGUCGAUAUAGGACUCGUUUUACUGUGGAUAUAGAUACUUUUGUACCUGUUUCCUCCAGCAUCUUCACAAGGUCCUUUGCUGUUGUUCUGGGAUUGAUUUGCACUUUUCACACCAAAGUACGUUCAUCUCUAGGAGACAGAAUGCGUCUCCUUCCUGAGCGGUAUGAUGGCUGCGUGGUCCCAUGAUGUUUAUACUUGCGUACUAUUGUUUGUACAGAUGAACGUGGUACCUUCAGGCGUUUGGAAAUUGCUCCCAAGGAUGAACCAGAAAUUUUUUUCUGAGGUCUUGGCUGAUUUCUUUUGAUGUCAAGCAAAGAGGCACUGAGUUUGAAGGUAGGCCUUGAAAUACAUCCACAGGUACACCUCCAAUUGACUCAAAUGAUGUCAAUUAGCCUAUCAGAAGCUUCUAAAGCCAUGACAUCAUUUUCUGGAAUUUUCCAAGCUGUUUAAAGGCACAGUCAACUUAGUGUAUGUAAACUUCUGACCCACUGGAAUUGUGAUACAGAGAAUUAUAAGUGAAAUAAUCUGUCUGUAAACAAUUGUUGGAAAAAUGACUUGUCAUGCACAAAGUAGAUGUCCUAACCAACUUGCCAAAACUAUAGUUUGUUAACAAGAAAUUUGUGGAGUGGUUGGAAAAACUAGUUUUAAUGACUCCAACCUAAGUGUAUGUAAACUUCCGACUUCAACUGCAUGUGCAGUGGUUGUAUGAAUUUGGGAUCUAUCGGCCCACAACUGUCCCAGAGUCUGUUAUUGCUCUCACAGAAUGACAAGCUGACCAAUAGAAUAGGUAAACCUUUGUACUGUGGGAGAUAGCAGAUUGACAUAGGCUAGUGAUUUAUGCUGUUUGUUAGUCAUAUUGUUAGCUGAGGAAAAGUACAUUUGGACAGUUCUACGUCUUCAAUGUGUGCCUCGGAAUUCAAUAAGAAAGACACGCUCCGUUGCAUCCCCGAUAUGUCGGUCUUCACUUGUACUUUGGGUCUGCGAUGCCUGUGAGAGGGACCCAAUCAUGUGACGGGCAUUGGCUAAGAAGAAUUUAGAUACUGUAUCUGAGAAAGCCAUGUGAGUGAGAGCUACGAAUGGCAGCUGGGAGAACUGAAUUAUAAUUAUUAUAUUCCGCCCAAGGGCACAAUGUCCACUUUGGCCACAAGGCUGUGCUUUUUUUUAGGGGGCAUUACAGCCACAGAAGGGGGGCUGUCGAUGCCGCCGGGAAAUUGGCGGCCUGAUUAGGAGCCAUCGCCACUGUACUUCUGUCUUAGGUCUGGCCCUGUCACAAGCAUCACUCAAACACACAGGCCCCACUCACAUGUUAACACUGUAAUAACAUAGGAGGUGGAACAUUUUCCAAACACAUGUAGAAGCCAUUUUUCACAUCGGUCUCCGAAUGUGACAUCACGUUGUAACUAGGGUGAUAACUUCCAAAUGGUAGGGCUGUGACAGUCAUGGAAUUUUGGAUGCCAGUUAUUUGUCAGCCCUAUGACCACGGUCACCAUUAUAGUAGUUUGAAUAGAAAGAGAGAAAAAAGCCCCCCAUUGUCUCUUCUCCUCCACUUCUGACUGCAUGUUCUGCUGCAAAAGUUGAAUUGAAUUAGGAAAGUUUCAUCACGUUGUAAAGUGUCCAUUUUACGGUGAAAAUGACUCAACCGCACCUGUCAUCUUGUUGAAUGCCGGGCCGUCCCAUUUCCAGUCAGCUGUUCUUUCCACAACACAAAAUUCUACAACUGGCUAGUUUUUCCUCCUCUCGUCUCUCCUUAUAUCGGCUGUUAAAUGUAAACCAGGCUUACUUUUGCUUUGCUGCUUUUGGGUAGAGCUUGUCGACUUGAAUAUGAAGUUGAUUUAAAAAGGUUAGUUUUUUUAUUUAUUUUUAAACGGUUAUGAAGGCUAUUUUAUUUUCAUGACUGUCUUCAUGCAUAAUCAUUGGUUACUCUAUUAAACAAUUACCGUGCCAGCCCUACCAAAUGUGUUUGUCUUCUCGAUGAAACUUUGGUCCUCGCAGCUUUGUUUUUUUCCAAUUCUCCAUAACAGACUUGGUCAGACACUGCCCACUUGUUUUUAAAUCAGGUGAUAUCUUGAAUAUAUUUCUCAUCCAGAUUACACUAUAACUAUUCACAAAUGUUUGAAUUAGCGAACGUAUGCCUAAUGAUUGGCAUACAGACGCUGGUUAGGCCCUGUGCAUCCCGUUUCCGGUGCUGCAUUGCGACACUGUAGAGUUGAGGGGGAUGAAAUUCCAGUGAUCCCUGAUUAGACUGAACAGCAAGUAAGACGGCUCUGAUUUAUCAGUAUUCAUCUCAGUGAGCCAUGCAGUCACAAGCAAGGGAAUAUCUGACCACUCCUCAUAAUCAACCGCAACGUUUGCAGGUGUAAGAGAAAUGUUAGGCUCCAUCCCCAAACACUGGCAAGCUGAUACCAGUCUGUCAGUUGUUGUUUGUCGUCUCUUAGUUAUUAUUCGCUGUCAUGAAACGGCGCUAGAUCCGAUUUGUCUUGGUACUCGCAGAUCACUUUUCAAAUGCUUUUUUUGACAGAAUAAGGUUUUCACCUGCUCAGCGGCUCCUAAUGGUAAUCUGGAGCAUUAACAUUCAAGACACUCUUCACAGUGGAUUCUUAAACUAUGUAAUGGAACUUCCCUUUAUGUCUAUAUUUCCUUAGAGCGUUCAUUAACUUUGCAUUUAAAUUACAAGGUUGAUAGAAAAAAGCCCUAAUGACUUGUAGAUCAAGGUAUUCUAAAGGCUAUUCCUUUAAAGGGAAAUUUCACUCAAAAAACGAUCUUUUGGUAUUUUUAAAAUUAGUCCACUGUUGAUAUAGUACCAAAAUGUUAUCAAGAUAUUGGACUUUUAAAAAGCAAAGUGUCACCAGCCACAUCAUCAUGAUGAUGUGGCCAGUGACACUUUGCUUCUUAAAAGUCCAAUAGCUUGACCCUGACUGCAGAAACCUUUGUUUGCAAUUACAGAGAUCAUACGUGGUCCUCUGUAGCUCAGCUGGUAGAGCACGGCGCUUGUAACGCCAAGGUAGUGGGUUCGAUCCCCGGGACCACCCAUACACAAAAAUGUAUGCACACAUGACUGUAAGUCGCUUUGGAUAAAAGCGUCUGCUAAAUCGCAUAUUAUGUGCUGGAAUUGAAAUAAACUCAGCAAAAAAAGGAACGUCCCUUUUUCAGGACCCUGUCUUUCAAAGAUAAUUCGUAAAAAUCCAAAUAACUUCGCAGAUCUUCAUUGUAAAGGGUUUAAACACUGUUUCCCAUGCUUGUUCAAUGAACCAUAAACAAUUAAUGAACAUGCACCUGUGGAACGGUCGAUAAGACACUAACAGCUUACAGACGGUAGGCAAUUAAGGUCACAGUUAUGAAAACUUAGGACACUAAAGAGGCCUUUCUACUGACUCUGGAAAACACCAAAAGAAAGAUGCCUCAGUGUCCCUGCUCAUCUGCGUGUACGUGCCUUAGGCAUGCUGCAAGGAGGCAUUAGGACUGCAGAUGUGACCAGGGCAAUAAAUUGCAAUGUCCGUGCUGUGAGACGCCUAAGACAGCGCUACAGGGAGACAGGACGGACAGCUGAUCGUCCUCGCAAGUGGCAGACCACGUGUAACAACACCUGCACAGGAUCGGUACAUCCGAACAUCACACCUGCGGGACAGGUACAGGAUGGCAACAACAACUGCCCGAGUUACACCAGGAACGCACAAUCCCUCCAUCAGUGCUCAGACUGUCCGCAAUAGGCUGAGAGAGGCUGGGCUGAGGGCUUGUAGGGCUGUUGUAAGACAGGUCCUCACCAGACAUCACCGGCAACAACGUCGCCUAUGGGCACAAACCCACCAGCGGGAUCGAUUUAGAGGUGGUGGGUCCGUUAUGGUCUGGGGCGGUGUGUCACAGCAUCAUCGGACUGAGCUUGUUGUUAUUGCAGGCAAUCUCAACGCUGUGCAUUACAGGGAAGACAUCCUCCUCCCUCAUGUGGUACCCUUCCUGCAGGCUCAUCCUGACAUAACCCUCCAGCAUGACAAUGCCACCAGCCAUACUGCUCGUUCUGUGUGUGAUUUCCUGCAAGACAGGAAUGUCAGUGUUCUGCCAUGACCAGUGAAGAGCCCGGAUCUCAAUCCCAUUGAGCACGUCUGGGACCUGUUGGAUCGGAGGGUGAGGGCUAGGGCCAUUCCCCCCAGAAAUGUCCGGGAACUUGCAGGUGCCUUGGUGGAAGAGUGGGGUAACAUCUCACAGCAAGAACUGGCAAAUCUGGUGCAGUCCAUGAGGAGGAGAUGCACUGCAGUACAUAAUGCAGCUGGUGGCCACACCAGAUACUGACUGUUACUUUUGAUUUUGACCCCCCCUUUGUUCAGGGACACAUUAUUCAAUUUCUGUUAGUCACAUGUCUGUGGAACUUGUUCAGUUUAUGUCUCAGUUGUUGAAUUUUGUUAUGUUCAUAGAAAUAUUUACACAUGUUAAGUUUUCUGACAAACGUAGUUGACAGUGAGAGGACAAUUCUUUUUUUGCUGAGUUCAUAAUUAUUAGAACACGCAUCCCCAUUCAAGUCAACGAUGGCAUAAUGGGUAGACUGGCGGCCAUUGCGUGGUGUACCCAUAGGAGCAAAGCAGGAAGUAAAAUACACUACAUUACCAAAAGUAUGUGGACACCUGCUCGUCGAACGUCUCAUUCCAAAAUCAUGGGCAUUAAUAUGGAGUUGGUCCCCCCUUUGCUGCUAUAACAUACUCCACUCUUCUGGGAAGGCUUUCCGCUAGAUGUUGGAACAUUGUUGCUGCGGGGACUUGCUUCCAUUCAGCCACAAGAGCAUUAGUGAGGUUGGGCACUGAUGUUGGGCGAUUAGGCCUGGCUCGCAGUCGGUGUUCCAAUUCAUCCGAAAGGUGUUAGAUGGGGUUGAGGUCAGGGCUCUGUGCAGGUCAGUCAAGUUCUUCCACACCGAUCUCGACAAACCAACGGGGGCAUUGUCAUGCUGAAACAGGAAAGUUGGAAGGACAGAAUUGUCUAGAAUGUCAUUGUAUGCUGUAGUGUUAAGAUUUCCCUUCACUGGAACUAAGGGGCCUAGCCCGAACCAUGAAAAACAGCCCCAGAGCACUAUUCCUCCUCCACCAAACUUUACAGUUGGCACUAUGCAUUCGGGCAGGUAGCGUUCUCCUGGCAUCUGCCAAACCCAGAUUCGUCAUGUCGGACUGCCAGAUGGUGAAGCAUUAUUCAUCAUCGUGAUCUUAGGCUUGUGUGUGGCUGCUCAGCCAAGGAAACCCAUUUCAUGAAGUUCCCGACUAAUAGUUAUUGUGCUGACGUUGCUUCCAGAGGCAGUUUGGUGUUGAGGGUUGCAACUGAGGACAGACGAUUUUUACGCACUGCGCGCUUCAGUACUCGGCGGUCCCGUUCUGUGAGCUUGUGUGGCCUACCACUUCACGGCUGAGCCGUUGUUGCUCCUAGACUUUUCCACUUCACAAUAACAGCACUUACAGUUGACUGGGGCAGCUGUAGCACGGCAGAAAUUUGACUAACUGACUUUUUGGAAAGCUGACAUGUUGAAAGUCACUGAGCUCUUCAGUAAGGCCAUUCUACUGCCAAUGUUUGUCUAUGGAGAUUGCAUGGCAGUGUGCUUGAUUUUAUACACCUGUCAGAAACGGGUGUGGCUGAAAUAGCCAAAUCCACUUAUUUGAAAGGGUGUCCACAUACUUUUGUAUAUACAGUGAGGGAAAAAAGUAUUUGAUCCCCUGCUGAUUUUGUACGUUUGCCCACUGACAAAGACAUGAUCAGUCUAUAAUUGUAAUGGUAGGUGUAUUUGAACAGUGAGAGACAGAAUAACAACAAGAAAAUCCAGAAAAACGCAUGUCAAAAAUGUUAUAAAUUGAUUUGCAUUUUAAUGAGGGAAAUAAGUAUUUGGCCCCUCUGCAAAACAUGACUUAGUAUUUGGUGGCAAAACCCUUGUUGGUAAUCACAGAGGUCAGACGUUUCUUGUAGUUGGCAACCAGGUUUGCACACAUCUCAGGAGGGAUUUUGUUCCACUCCUCUUUGCUGAUCUUCUCCAAGUCAUUAAGGUUUCGAGGCUGACGUUUGGCAACUCGAACCUUCAGCUCCCUCCACAGAUUUUCUAUGGGAUGAAGGUCUGGAGACUGGCUAGGCCACUCCAGGACCUUAAUGUGCUUCUUCUUGAGCCACUCCUUUGUUGCCUUGGCCGUGUGUUUUGGGUCAUUGUCAUGCUGGAAUACCCAUCCACGACCCAUUUUCAAUGCCCUGGCUGAAGGAAGAAGGUUCUCACCCAAGAUUUGACCGUACAUGGCCCCAUCCAUCGUCCCUUUGAUGCGGUGAAAUUGUCCUGUCCCCUUAGCAGAAAAACACCCCCAAAGCAUAAUGUUUCCACCUCCAUGUUUGACGGUGGGGAUGGUGUUAUUGGGGUCAUAGGCAGCAUUCCUCCUCCUCCAAACACGGCGAGUUGAGUUGAUGCCAAAGAGCUCCAUUUUGGUCUCAUCUGACCACAACACUUUCACCCAGUUCUCCUCUGAAUCAUUCAGAUGUUCAUUGGCAAACUUCAGACGGGCAUGUAUAUGUGCUUUCUUGAGCAGGGGGACCUUGCAGGCGCUGCAGGAUUUCAGUCCUUCACGGCGUAGUGUGUUACCAAUUGUUUUCUUGGUGACUAUGGUCCCAGCUGCCUUGAGAUCAUUGACAAGAUCCUCCCGUGUAGUUCUGGGCUGAUUCCUCACCGUUCUCAUGAUCAUUGCAACUCCACGAGGUGAGAUCUUGCAUAGAGCCCCAGGCCGAGGGAGAUUGACAGUUCUUUUGUGUUUCUUCCAUUUGCGAAUAAUCGCAACAACUGUUGUCACCUUCUCACCAAGCUGCUUGGCGAUGGUCUUGUUGCCCAUUCCAGCCUUGUGUAGGUCUACAAUCUUGUCCCUGACAUCCUUGGAGAGCUCUUUGGUCUUGGCCAUGGUGGAGAGUUUGGAAUCUGAUUGAUUGAUUGCUUCUGUGGACAGGUGUCUUUUUAUACAGGUAACAAACUGAGAUUAGGAGCACUCCCUUUAAGAGUGUGCUCCUAAUCUCAGCUCGUUACCUGUAUAAAAGACACCUGGGAGCCAGAAAUCUUUCUGAUUGAGAGGGGGUCAAAUACUUAUUUCCCUCAUUAAAAUGCAAAUCAAUUUAUAACAUUUUUGACAUGCCUUUUUCUGGAUUUCUUUGUUUUUAUUCUGUCUCUCACUGUUGAAAUACACCUACCAUUAAAAUUAUAGACUGAUCAUUUCAUUGUCAGUGGGCAAACGUACAAAAUCAGCAGGGGAUCAAAUACUUUUUUCCCUCACUGUAUAGUGUAUGUGCUAAAAUAUGUACUGUGAUUUUUUUAUUCAAAUCAACUGACAUUACAAAAAAUACAUUCCAUUGCAUGAGCCACAUCAGUUAACAUCAUUUGAAUUAACAUUCUACAUUACAAUGGAAAGUAUUGCAUCACAAUUACGUACCAUUAAAGUACUAUGCAGCCAUUACGAGUAUACCCAUGAGUUUACCAGUCAAAUUGCCUGGGUUAGAGUUUCCAACCAUGGAUUAGGAAUUAGUAUGGACAUGAACCCAAUUAGUAAUUAGAAUCGCCAGUUGGCCAUUCCUGAUGUACAUUUAACCAGGUCCAAAAUCCUAACCUAUGGUUCACAAUGCUCCCACGUAGGGAAAUAGAGCCUGCGAGAAGAGCAGGGCCGCGACGUUCUAGCUAAUAUUGACUGGGACUAUUCUGGAGCUUUGAGGGUUUGUGACAUAGCCCCUCUAGUAAUGUAAUAGGAUUCCUAUGGUUCCAACUUCCAAGUCCAUUCUAUUUAUAUGUGUGCUGUUACUCCAUUGUGGGGGGGUGUUGCCUAGGCAACCAAAGACUUGUUUGCUUGUUUGAGCAAGGAGCAACAAAGUUUCAUCACGUUAAGAGUCCAUGUUAUGACCGAAACAGACUCAACCGCACGCCUGUCCUGUCUUCAGUCAGCUGUUCGUUCCGCACACACACACAAAAUAAUGAAACGGUUAUGGCUGCUGAAAAAAUGAUUAGGUUGAACACUGGGUACAUGAUGAUGUCCCACAAUCACCAGCCGCCCCUGCAGUGUGUUCUGCACAAUUGGAGACAUGGUGGCGAGUGGUGUUUGAUUUUCCCAAUUCAAUUCAACAUUUAGAGUCUUUGUCAGCUGUCGAUGAUGGCUUCCAAACUUGAGCCAAUCAGAGCAGGAGGGUGCUCUUCCCACAAGAAGAUUUAAGUGAAUUUUGGCUGUGCAGUCCACAGCGACCGAACACCUUUUACGCCAUUUGUGUUUUAAGCUUGAGUCCACCGAAUACAACCAUGCCACCAUCUUUAGACUAUUGUCUCUCAUCAGGGCCACAUUUGCUGUGAGCACUACAGCUAUAGCAGAGCUCACAGUUUCCCAAUACACAUAAAUCAUUAUCUCCAAAAUAGUUUAAGAAUGAUAUGGACAAAUAAAAUCACCCGUAGUCUCUCAACAAACCUCCAUCCACCUCCCCUAUGCCAUAUCCUCAUUUUGCCUACAGACUUAGACUCAAAGAGAAAACGCAAUGCAGACCAGUACCCUUCUAUGUGUAGCCUAGUGUUCAGUGGCAUUAAAAGGAAGCAAAAGGAUGAGAAGUAUUAGAACAAAGGGGGAUGGUAUAUGGCAGCCACUUUUACACACAGAGGCAUGUAUUGGACACUCUCAAACCCAUCCUCAUUUUGUAUUUAGGGAGCAGCUUAAUAACAAGUCAUUAGGCUUAUUCUAAAUGAGUAUCUUCAUGCUGAAGGGUUUGCCUUGGGCAAGUGAACUUUACAUGGAGACUGGAGGCAGCCAUCCAUCCAAGUGUUGUUCUUCUAAGGUUAAGAAAUUGAGGUAGUUGUUUUUGUACAAGGUAGUUACACUGAAGUUCUCAAUGUUGAACCAUACAUGUACCAGGGAUUUUUUUGGUCAGGCUUAAAUAUCUUGGUUGGGUUGGAUCUGGAAGUUGGAACUCCUAGCCCAGAAUGCCAAGUAGGAUGUCCAACACCUAGGGAGAUAGUAAUUUACUAUACUGAUUUGAAUCAGUGAAAAUGUGGUGUUUUGUGUUGCAGUAAAACGAGUUUCACUCUCAAGAUGAAUUAUUAAGCAGCUAAAUGUAAGAACAAGUCUUGUCUUGUAACUGUCUGGCAGUCUGGCACCCUACAAUGCUGCCAAUUGAGAGGUUCUGAAUCUCAAUUUAACAACUCUGCUACCUAUGUUCAUCCCAAUGCACAUAGUGAGAAUGUAGACCUAAAGUUUGAUGUGCAUGUGCUUAUGGUGUGCGAGAACACACCAGUGAACCUCUGUACUUGUUGGUCAAAAAUGGUAAUUACAUGAUUGUGGGUCUCUUGACUUCUAUAUGACUUUUAAAAUCAUUCUUAAUAUGAGAUUUUCUUUUCAUGUCUAUUUUGCAUGACACCCUUAGGUCCGUCGAUGGCUCAUGGUUAUCAAGAUUCUCAUUAUAUUUCGAUUAGCAUGCAAGCACUUGUGGCCUCGCAGUCCAGGGUAAAAGUGAUCCCUAGCAGCGCUGACAGUUAACAGGGUCCCCCUGGCGAAGGUUUAGGGGUGCAAGUGGAUUGAUGUGUGGGAGGUAUGGGGGUCAACUGUUAAAGCUCAGUGUCUGUCUCUCUUAGCCAUGACUGUCUGUCUAUCUGUGGCGUUGAUGUGAGAGCUGCUGCUGCAGCGGUAGUGUACUCAAUCCACUGGCUUGGAGGGAAAGACGUUGGGGGCCUUCUAAAGGAGCAAGUAUCCUACAAGAUGACAGAGUAGCAGAGAUGAAUUCAUACGGCUACUAUAACAUACAGAGUCAUGUGUUUGUUUGAUUAGGGAUGGGUGAGUGGCUGAUAUGGGUCCUUAAUAUUAUCAGACUAAUGUGAUCAAUUGGGGAUUUGUUUCUUUGAAACCAUUGAUUAACAUCAUGAAAACAUUGAGUCAACUGCACUUCAGGUGUUGAAUCAUUUCAAGUGUAGAUUAUCCAAAAUAUUUGUUAAGAAAAGUGACCUAAAACAUUUAGACAUGUCAAUAACACAGCAGCACAUUAUGCUUUUCUAGGACUGUGGAUUGAUGUAGGUUGAAACCUGUUUGUUAUUCAUUUCCAAAAGGAGAAAAUUGACUAUCUCCUCCUCCAGGUAUGUGGACGACGUGAUAUCGAGGAUCGGCCGGAUGUUCCCAGACAUGUCGAUUGAACUCUUCCGACCCAACGGGACAUCGGCAGUACUUCUGGUAAGAUUCCUCCUCACCACCGGGCAUCCAACACUUCUCUGGUCCAAAACGUUCUGCUUCGCUCACUUUCAACAUCUGACCAAUUAUUGACAUUUGGAGGGCCACUCCCAAUAUAAAUAUAUAAACAAGCUGACCAAGAUGAUAUUUGCAUGGUGUCAGCAAUAUCCACAAAAGAACACUGAAAUGCAAGCUAUGCACGGAGUCCUCAGUUUUUACUCCAUCAUAACAGGAUGGAGGGUGCCCUGGCCAAGUGCAGGUUGCUGACCAUGAAUGCCAAAAGAUAAAAAACCUUGGAGCUAUUAUUGUAUGUGCAUUAUUUGACAAGAAAACCAUGAUGGAGGAACAGGGUCGAGUUCCUUGACCAAUGAUUGUGAUGUACAUUGCAGAUGAAAGGGUACUUACUGUACAACUUCUGUUCAUGCAAGAGGUAGAUUACAGAGAAACAUCUUCAAUCGUCUGAGCAACACUAGGUUCUCACUCUGCUCUGCUUUGCUCCAAGUUUUAUUUCAACAAAGUGCUUAAGGAUUCAAAGAAGACUUGUAGUGUUAAAUGUUAAUGCUACCUGUAAUUAUUGACAUUGUUCCCUGGGAUGUGUGGUGAAGCUGCUCUUCUUUACCGUCUCUUACCACAAAAAGGGCCCUACCGUGAUGAUCAUGUCAAAAAUCAGGUCCACAUAUUACUGACAAGUGUGUCUCUCCUAGUGUUGCACGGUAUACUGGUAAUAUCACGUACCAAAAUGUCAUGAUACUUUUAGAAUACCGUAGUACCGUUUCAUACGAUACUACCAGAUUUUUUCGGACUUACCAAUCUAAAGAGACCAACUAGCGCCUGUUAUAAAAUGUUUAUAAAGUCAGUUUUGUUUACAAAUUGAGUUACAUUUUGUAAGCAACAGCAACUAGUCUUGUGUGCGCCAGACCAGAAAUGUCUACUUAACUUUUACGCACAUCUCAGGUAUGGUAGCUGUGAUCAGCUAGCCACAUCCCCUUCCAGCCAUCACUCACCUGCUUCUCUCCAUCCGCUCUUCCUGUGCAUCAAUUCUUCCAUCAGUUUUUUAAAUAUAAUUUAGCCCUGAUGGCGAGCGGGGGUGCAGACCCUUAUGAGUCUUCUGUUGUUACAUGUACAUUUGAAACAUUGGAGCAGCGCGCAAAGCCAGCUCUGCUCUACUUAAUGCAAAUUGCACAUGGCCACCUCUGCUGUUAACCAAUCAGGUGAGGAGCAGAUGUUUGCUUGGAAAUAUUCUGUUCAUGAAACAUAGUUCCGCCUGUCAUUAGUUCCGGGCAAGCAUAACCAAUAAAGAUGGAGGAAAGCCAAUAAUCGCUGUGUCUGGUUUUCCAAUUCUAUGUGAUGUCGCUUUGCUAGACUACAGAGACAAAAUCAUAAGGUCAAUGGCAUGGAGAAGGAUUGCAGAGAAUGUUGGGGUUGAUGGUGGGUGAAGAGAGAUUUGAACAACAAUGUUUGCUUGUGCUGCAACCUAAACCUCAAAACUUUGAUCAAAGCCACCAUUUUGUGAAUGUGUUGACUAAAUUAAAUUGUGAAAUUUGCCCACCAAAGGAUAGAAAUCACCAGUAACACACAUUAUAACAUUGUAAAUGAUACACUAAGCAUGAAUUUCCCAUGUAAUAUGCUAGCAAUUGGGCAUUAUGAUUCUCAUAUAUUAUAGCGCUUUCAUUAUACCUGUGUCAUGACAUUGAUGAUUAUAGCUCCCUUCCUGUAAAAUACAUAGGCCUACAUGUAAAAUGCAAUGAAUGGGUACUUUGUGCAAAUCUCUCUUCACCCAACGUCAACACCAACAUCUCUGCAAUCCUCCUCCAUGCCAUUGGCCUUCUGAUUAAUGGAGCUCCCAACACCCCAUUUAUUUGAUUUGAUUUUUGACAUUUUUAAUUUGCCUACAAAUUGUCAGCUCCUUAUUUUCAUGUGCAGUACUGUACCUAGAAUACAAGGGUUGGAUUUGCACGAAACAAUUUCAUGCCAGAAAAAUCAUGUAGAAAAUCUGGCUUAUGGUUAGCCUCAUACAUACAUACAUUAUAUACAUUGUCUACUGGUAUCAUUUAAAAUUGAGAACAUAUAGCUAGUUUAACAAGAUGCUAAUAAUGUGUGAGUUGACCUAUUCUCUGCUUCAGAUGUACAAUGACAAGGGGCACAUUGAUUGCACAUGCCAAUUAGGCCAGUAAUGCCAUCAUACUGUAGGCAUAUGGCUGCAUUGGUGAUGCAUGUCGAUAUGAUAAGCUGCAAAAUGGGUUCACAUGGCUGAAAUCCUGAGACAGAGUGAUAAUCAAAUAAAACAGAAUGGAGAUCUCACAACUGGACAAAGACGUUAUGUUCAUUUGAGGAAGCAACACAGAAACACAGACAAUUUGGAGACAGAUCCCCUUCACACCUUUAUAUUGUAGAAUUGUGAUCUGUGAUUAAUGAACAUUGACACGAGUUAAUCUUGAAUAAUGUUUUUAAGUUAACAAGUUUAAACACUUCGCUUCAAUUAAUACAAAUUGAAUGAAUCAACAUAUAAUUUCAAAAUAUACAAAUAAGCUAACUUGUUUGUAAAUGUUAAGACAUCUUAGUAAAGAACAAAAAAGUCCAUACCAGAGGUGGCCACACUUGCUCCACUCCCUGAUCUACUGGGUGAGAAGACUUCUAUUCGAGGCCAGCAAUAAUACACAUUGGUAUCAACUCAUUAGGUUUUCCUUUAGCUGAAUCAGGUGUGUUAAUGCUGGGCUGGAACAGAAGCAUGCCCACCCAGCAUACCUCCAGUAGCAGGAUUGGCCUGCUACAGUUGUAAUAAGUUUGUAGCCUACGUUGUGUGUGACUUUAAACUGUAUUGUUGUAUACAACAUUUGUAAACACAAGUACACAUACAACCCAUGGCAUACAGUGCAUUCGGAAAGUAUUCAGACCCCUUCCCUUUUUCCACAUUUUGUUAUGUUACAGCCUUAUUCUAAAAUAGAUUUUUUUGUAUUUCUACACACAAUACAGUAUGAAAAUGUAUGCACUCACUAACUGUAAGUCGCUCUGGAUAAGAGUGUCUGCUAAAUGACUAAAAUGUAAAUACCCCAUAAUUACAAAGCAAAAACAGGUUUUUAGAAAAUUCUGCAAAUUGAUAAAAAACAUAAUCUGAAAUACCUUAUUUACAUAAGUAUUCAGACCCUUUGCUAUGAGACUCAACAUUGAGCUCAGGUGCAUCCUGUUUCCAUUGAUCAUCCUUAAGAUGUUUCUACAACUUGAUUGGAGUCCACCUGUGCUAAAUUCAAUUGAUUGGACAGGAUUUGGUAAGGCACACAUCUUUCUAUAUACGGUCCCACAGUUGACAGUGCAUAUCAGAGUAAAAACCAAGCCAUGAGGUCGAAGGAAUUGUCCUUAGAGCUUCGAGACAGGAUUGUGUCGAGGCACAGAUCUGGGGAAGCGUACCAAAACAUUUCUGCAGCAUUGAAGGUCCUCAAGAACACAGUGGCCUCCAUCAUUCUUAAAUGGAAGAAGUUUGGAACACCGAGACUCUCCCUAGAGCUGGCCGCCCGGCCAAACUGAGCAAUCAGGGGAGAAGGGCCUUGGUCAGGGAGGUGACCAAGAACCUGAUGGUCACUCUGACAGAGCUCCAGAGUUCCUCUAUGGAGAUGAGAGAACCUUCCAGAAGGACAACCAUCUCUGCAGCACUCCACCAAUCAGGGACUGGGAGACUAGUCAGGAUCGAGGGAAAGAUGAGCGGAGCAAAGUACAGAGAUCCUUGAUGAAAACCUGCUCCAGAGCGCUGCUCAGGACUUCAGACUGGGGUGAAGGUUCACCUUCCAACAGGACAACGACCCUAAGCACACAGCCAAGACAACGCAGGAGUGGCUUUGGGACAAGUCUCUGAAUAUCCUUGAGUGGCCCAGCCAGAGCCCAGACUUGAACCCGAUCGAACAUCUCUGGAGAGACCUGAAAAUAGCUGUGCAGCGACGCUCCCCAUCCAACCUGACAGAGCUUGAGAGGAUCUGUAGAGAAGAAUGGGAGAUACUCCCCAAAUACAGUUGUGCCAAGCUUGUAGCGUCAUACCCAAGACUCGAGGCUGUAAUCGCUGCCAAAGGUGCUUCAACAAAGUACUGAGUAAAGAGUCUGAAUACUUAUGUAAAUGUGAUAUUUCUGUUUUUAAUUUUUUACAAAUAAGCAAAAAUGUCUAAACCUGUUUUUGCUUUGUCAUUAUGGGGUAUUGUGUUUAGAUUGAUGGGGUGAAAAAAAACAAUUUAAUCCAUUUUAGAAUGUAACGUAAAAAAAAAUGUAGAAAAGGUCAAGGGGUCGGAAUACUUUCCGAAUACACUGUUACAAGGAUGUGCCAGUAGUCUCUUGGGACAUUCACUGGGACCUUUUCAUCUGCAGACAGGCUUUCGGAGCUCUCCAUAUCUGAGGACAGACAUCACAAAGAAACAGGCUUCAUUAUAUUACAAUUAGACAGCCUGACUAUUAUCUCUCUGUCUUCUUAGCUUCCUAUCUAGGACUGGAACUGGAUAAUAUUUUCAUAAUGUCAUCCCACAACCUGCCCUAUCUAACCAGCUAGUACACCUACUCCCUUUCCUGAAAGCUGGAGCAGGAAAUCAUUUCACCCUCUUCCAUUACUGUUAACUACAAAUGCAUUUGGAGAAUGAGUUUGUAAUAUACAAUGAUAAAUAGGCCUGCAUCAAGAUAACAAGCUAAUAUGAAGUUAGCUAGCUGAUUAUAUUUCUCUUAGCUAUAGUAUGUAAAGUUGUCUAGCUAGCUAGCUACCAGCUUAUUAGCCUACACACAGUGGCCUGCUGUAGCUAGCUAACUAAUAAUACAUUGUGUUUUAACAUUUUCAAAAUGUAUUUACUUACUUACUUGAAUAGGUUCACGCAUGUACAAUUGAAGUCGGAAGUUUACAGACACUUAGGUUGGAGUCAUUAAAACUUGUUUUUCAACCGCUCCACAAAUGUCUUGUUAACAAACUAUAGUUUUGGGAAGUUGGUUAGGACAUCUACUUUGUGCAUGACACAAGUAAUCUUUCCAACAAUUGUUUACAGACAGAUUAUUUCACUUAUAAUUCACUGUAUCACAAUUCCAGUGGGUCAGAAGUUUACAUACACUAAGUUGACUGUGCCUUUAAACAGCUUGGAAAAUUCCAGAAAAUGAUGUCAUGGCUUUAGAAGCUUCUGAUAGGCUAAUUGACAUCAUUUGAGUCAAUUGGAGGUGUACCUGUGGAUUUAUUUCAAGGCCUACCUUCAAACUCAGUGCCUCUUUGCUUGACAUCAUGGGAAAAUCAAAAGAAAUCAGCCAAGACCUCAGAAAAAAAAUUGUAAACCUCCACAAGUCUGGUUCAUCCUUGGGAGCAAUUUCAAAACGUCUGAAGGUACCACGUUAAUCUGUACAAACAAUAGUACGCAAGUAUAAACACCAUGGGACCACGCAGCCGUCAUACAGCUCAGGAAGGAGACGCGUUCUGUCUCCUAGAGAUGAAUGUACUUUGGUGUGAAAAGUGCAAAUCAAUCCCAGAACAACAGCAAAGGACCUUGUGAAGAUGCUGGAAGAAACAGGUACAAAAGUAUCUAUAUCCACAGUAAAACGAGUCCUAUAUCGACAAAACCUGAAAGGCCGCUCAGCAAGGAAGAAGCCACUGCUCCAAAACCGCCAUUAAAACGCCAGACUAUGGUCUGCAACUUCACAUGGGGACAAAGAUCUUACUUUUUGGAGAAAUGUCCUCUGGUCUGAUGAAACAAAAAUAGAACUGUUUGGCCAUAAUGACCAUCGUUAUGUUUGGAGGAAAAGGGGGGAUGCUUGCAAGCCGAAUAACACCAUACCAACCGUAAAGCACGGGGGUGGCAGCAGCAUGCUGUGGGGGUGCUUUGCUACAGGAGGGACUGGUGCACUUCACAAAAUAGAUGGCAUCAUGAGGAAGGAAAAUUAUGUGGAUAUAUUGAAGCAACAUCUCAAGACAUCAGUCAGGAAGUUAAAGCUUGGUUGGAAAUGGGUCUUCCAAAUGAACAAUGACCCCAAGCAUACUUCCAAAGUUGUGGCAAAAUGGCUUAAGGACAACAAAGUCAAGGUAUUGGAGUGGCCAUCAAAAAGCCCUGACCUCAAUCCUAUAGAAAAUGUGUGGGCAGAACUGAAAAAGCGUGUGCGAGCAAGGAGGCCUACAAACCUGACUCGGUUACACCAGCUCUGUCAGGAGGAAUGGGCCAAAAUUCACCCAACUUAUUGUGGGAAGCUUGCGGAAGGCUACCCGAAACGUUUGACCCAAGUUAAACAAUUUUAAGGCAAUGCUACCAAAUACUAAUUGAGUGUACUUCUGACCCACUGGGAAUGUGAUGAAAGAAAUAAAAGCUGAAAUAAAUCAUUCUCUCUACUAUUAUUCUGACAUUUCACAUUCUUAAAAUAAAGUGGUGCUCCUAACUGACCGAAGACAGGGAAUUUUUACUAGGAUUAAAUGUCAGGAAUUGUGAAAAACUGAGUUUAAAUGUGUUUGGCUAAGGUGUAUGUAAACUUCCGACUUCAACUGUAAAUGUAAUUGUUGAGCAGUUUCACUGCAGAUAGAUUGUAUGAUUUUAAAAUUAAAUAAUAAUAAAACGUAUAUUUUAAAAUUGGUUCAUGCCUAGGCCCACGCCUACAAAGCGGCCAAUCUUUUGGAGCAAUGCGUUGUCAAGCUGAUGCACCGCUUCUGGUCAAAACCAACUGAUACUGUAUCAUUUAAUCGCCUGUUAUAACCAAGAGCACAGGCCAGUCUGAGUAGAGUUUGCAAUUGCAAGUUCUCAGAGGCUGUGUGACAGAGAGGGAAAAUGGAGCACAGCUUUGCGACAGCCAUGUUUGCAGCCAGUGGCGUGUAUUCAUGGAUGCCUAGGGAAGCCAGGCUUCCCCAAAAUAUUUACCAAGAAAAAAAGAGAAAAACAUCAAAUAAUGUAUCUUUUGUCUCCCUGUUUCAUAAUAUUCCUUCAAUUCGCAAGAGGCUGAAUGUAUCUCACUGGAGAAAGCAUCCGAGGGAGCUAAACAGCGCCCCUCUGUCUCAGUAUGUGUAGCCCAUUUAUCUGAUGCUGUCUGGUCAUAAAGAACAUGCCAUUGUUGCCGCCCGUAGCAUUGAAUGCAAGGGAAGCCAGCGAGCAUUUGGCCUCCCUUGAUACAAUAUUUAAAUAAUAAAAGCCAAUGAGUAAGCUCAACUGUGAAUGGUCCUGGCAUACCAAAAGAAAGUGUCAAGGGAAGCCAGUUUGAAUUGGGCUUCACACCAGUCACAUCAAAAGCAAAAUGUAAAUGACAGAACUUUAAUUGUUGCAUCUAGUUGUGUUGUUGUCCUCCGGUGGCUAGCUAGCUAGCUAAAAUCGUCCCUUUCCUAAAUUAGCCAUGGAUGGAGAUAGGAGUCUGGUUUUACUUAAUUCUCCGUACUGGCCAAUGAUUAUAACGGUGAUUAUGAUCUAACCAUAAAUUCAUACAGUGGGGAAAAAAAGUAUUUAGUCAGCCACCAAUUGUGCAAGUUCUCCCACUUAAAAAGAUGAGAGACGCCUGUAAUUUUCAUCAUAGGUACACGUCAACUAUGACAGACAAAAUGAGGAAAAAAAAUCCGGAAAAUCACAUUGUAGGAUUUGUAAUGAAUUUAUUAGCAAAUUAUGGUGGAAAAUAAGUAUUUGGUCAAUAACAAAAGUUUCUCAAUACUUUGUUAUAUACCCUUUGUUGGCAAUGACACAGGUCAAACGUUUUCUGUAAGUCUUCACAAGGUUUUCACACACUGUUGCUGGUAUUUUGGCCCAUUCCUCCAUGCAGAUCUCCUCUAGAGCAGUGAUGUUUUGGGGCUGUCGCUGGGCAACACGGACUUUCAACUCCCUCCAAAGAUUUUCUAUGGGGUUGAGAUCUGGAGACUGGCUAGGCCACUCCAGGACCUUGAAAUGCUUCUUACGAAGCCACUCCUUCGUUGCCCGGGCGGUGUGUUUGGGAUCAUUGUAAUGCUGAAAGACCCAGCCACGUUUCAUCUUCAAUGCCCUUGCUGAUGGAAGGAGGUUUUCACUCAAAAUCUCACGAUACAUGGCCCCAUUUAUUAUUUCCUUUACACGGAUCAGUCGUACUGGUCCCUUUGCAGAAAAACAGCCCCAAAGCAUGAUGUUUCCACCCCCAUGCUUCACAGUAGGUACGGUGUUCUUUGGAUGCAACUCAGCAUUCUUUGUCCUCCAAACACGACGAGUUGAGUUUUUACCAAAAAGUUCUAUUUUGGUUUCAUCUGACCAUAUGAUAUUCUCCCAAUCCUCUUCUGGAUCACCCAAAUGCACUCUAGCAAACUUCAGACGGGCCUGGACAUGUACUGGCUUAAGCAGGGGGACACGUCUGGCACUGCAGGAUUUGAGUCCCUGGCGGCGUAGUGUGUUACUGAUGGUAGGCUUUGUUACUUUGGUCCCAGCUCUCUGCAGGUCAUUCACUAGGUCCCCCCGUGUGGUUCUGGGAUUUUUGCUCACCGUUCUUGUGAUCAUUUUGACCCCACGGGGUGAGAUCUUGCGUGGAGCCCCAGAUCGAGGGAGAUUAUCAGUGGUCUUGUAUGUCUUCCAUUUCCUAAUAAUUGCUCCCACAGUUGAUUUCUUCAAACCAAGCUGCUUACCUAUUGCAGAUUCAGUCUUCCCAGCCUGGUGCAGGUCUACCAUUUUGUUUCUGGUGUCCUUUGACAGCUCUUUGGUCUUGGCCAUAGUGGAGUUUGGAGUGUGACUGUUUGAGGUUGUGGACAGGUGUCUUUUAUACUGAUAACAAGUUCAAACAGGUGCCAUUAAUACAGGUAACGAGUGGAGGACAGAGGAGCCUCUUAAAGAAGAAGUUACAGGUCUGUGAGAGCCAGAAAUCUUGCUUGUUUGUAGGUGACCAAAUACUUAUUUUCCACCAUAAUUUGCAAAUAAAUUCAUUAAAAAUCCUACAAUGUGAUUUUCUGGGAAAAAAAUUCUCAAUUUGUCUGUCAUAGUUGACGUGUACCUAUGAUAAAAAUUACAGGCCUCUCUCAUCUUUUUAGGUGGGAGAACUUGCACAGUUGGUGGCUGACUAAAUACUUUUUUUCCCCACUGUACAUUGUGCCCCUGGCCUGAGAUGAUGGAAUUUCAAUAUGUAGCCAGAUGUAGUAGGCUAAUGUUAACUAGCUGGCCUGGCGCAUUAUUGCACAUGAAAGGAAGUUUGGCUAGCAGGCAAGCAUUUUAGCCAGGUAGACUAGGGCAACAAAAACUAAAAGUUUUAAGUCAUAGACCAUUUCGGCAACAUGAAAGAGAGGAAGAUGGCAUUAGUAUUUCUCUACACGUAGGGUGAGUCGACAUGUUUUUUCUACUUGCACGCUCGCACGCACACACAGAAAUGGUGCUGGAAUAGGGGAGGCAGCUCCUGUUUUCUUUGCAACUUGCGGUAACUCUCCAUUGUUCUCAAUCAAUAGUUGUUUAGUAGUCCGAAAAUGUUGGAAACAUUAACUUGCUUGACCAUGCUGUAGGUCAUGUAACUGCAGUGGCGAUUUUAGCCUGUAAAUCUUGGUGGGACAAACUCCCACAUUUAUUUUUUGAUGCAUGCUAGCAAAGCCACUACACAACACGAAACAAUAAAUUAAUUGCACUAUAACGGUGACAAACGGUGCCCACAAACUGUUAGGGCCUACAUAAAGCUGUCCCAACAGCAGAGCUUUCUUUUCAGCACCAUGGAGUGAAUCCUUACCACUGCUACACCUGGCUAUCAGCAGAGUCUUGUCUGGCAGCGAAACAGUUAAUUCAGCGUAAUUUACUGCCUUUUCAAAAAACAUAGCUGAUAUGGCUGACUUGCUUAAGUAAAUGUGGUUUCUACUGACAAUUGAGAUGUACAAACUAUGGCAUAAGGGGACGACGAGCGGAUAAGAGGCUAUCCGUAAUUUUGAUUAAGACAUUAAUGAGCGCGCUACGAUGGACGUAGUCAAUAUAACUUUGUUCAGCACUUUUUAAAUGUACAGCGACAGAAUUCAGAACAUGAUCCAUUCUUACAGUAUUCUCCCUGUACACCAAGUCAGAACCGUGGGAUAAAUAAAGGGGGCAUAUAAGCAGACAAUGAAAGCUCUUACAAUAUUUGAUUAUUACAUUUCUCUAAAACAGGCUAUAGGCUACAUGUGCACCACCAAGUCAGAACAGUAGGCUAGAUUAUGAGGGGGAAAGGGACCACAUUAUUAGGGUGAAGCACAUGGGCUACUAACAGCUUACUACACAACAUACACUUAGUAAUACUUUCUUAGCUACAGUAAACAUAUCUCCCUGGCAUGUUACAUCAUUUAUGCAGUUCAAGACAUUUUUGGACUCACCUUGUUGUGCUGUGCUUUUUCGAGUUCCCAGUUGUCUUGAACUCACUGAAGUUUGAGAUUUCCCAGUUCCGAGUUUCCAGUUGUUUUGAACGCGGCUGAAGUCAUGCUGAAUAGCAGGCUAGUGAUUACUUCGCAACGCUUGCAGUUAGCCACUGAUUCCUUCCAACCCACUCAUUGUUGAAUUUGCGAUUUCCAACUUGUUGUGAGCACCAAUCAUUUCUCUUCAUAUGACAAGGAUUGAAAAGGAUUUCCCAGUAGAUUGUCGACGUGAUUCAUGAUGAUGACUGCUUGUCUAGCUUGCUAGCUAAGAUUUUGAAAGUGUGAUGUUGACAUGAUCAGUCCAAUCAAAGCUACGGUAGAUAUAACGUGAUUUGACAUCAUUUUAUCAGUUGCCAAUGACCUUGAGCCUUCUUGGAUGGGCACUUCUAAUGUAACUCUAUGGCAGUACCCAAGGGGCUUGAGUUUUCGAGCUCUACCCUUAGAUUUUGCGGUGACGUAGUGUCCCCAUGAGUGACCGAACACUGAGCCAAUCACGGCGCAACUAGAGAACAUUACCAACCCCUACUCUCUGUAUUUUCCGCUGGCUGCCCCACCACCACAGAAAGCACUGAGCUAGGCUGAAACACCUACAUUUAGGAGCUGCCUAACUCAAGAAAGCAAAAAAGAGACCAUGUUUGAAUGCGGCUUUAUUAACUCAAUGAUUUUUUUGUUUACAUUGUUAGCAAACUGAUGUGACAAGUAUUAAUGGCAAAAUAACAUGCAAAACAGGCAACAAAAAAUAAUAAUAUACUCAUUCAAGGGUUUUUCUUUAUUUUUUACUAUUUUUUACAUUGUAGAAUAAUAGUGAAGACAUCAAAACUAUGAAAUAUGGAAUCUUGUAGUAACCAAAACAGUGUAAAAUAGCUCUUACACAGCCUGGAGGUGUGUUGGGUCAUUGUCCUGUUGAAAAACAAAUGAUAGUCCCACUAAGCCCAAACCAGAUGGGAUGGCGUAUCGCUGCAGAAUGCUAUGGUAGCCAUGCUGGUUAAGUGUGCCUUGAAUUAUAAAUAAAUCACAGACACUGUCACCAGCAAAGCACCCCCACACCAUAACACCUCCUCCAUGCUUUACGGUGGGAACUACACAUGCGCAGAUCAUCCGUUCACCCACACCGCGUCUCACAAAGACACGGCGGUUUGAAACAAAAAUCUCAAAUUUGGACUCAUAAGACCAAAGGACAAAUUUCCGCCGGUCUAAUGUCCAUUGCUCGUGUUUCUUGGCCCAAGCAGGUCUCUUCUUCUUAUUGGUGUCCUUUAAUAGUGGUUUCUUUGCAGCAAUUCGACCAUGAAGGCCUGAUUCACGCAGUCUCCUCUGAACAGUUGAUGUUGAGAUGUGUCUGUUACUUGAAGUCUGUGAAGCAUUUAUUUGGACUGCAAUUUCUGAGGCUGGUAACUCUAAUGAACUUAUCCUCUGCAGCAGAGGUAACUCCGGGUCUUCCAUUCCUGUGGCGGUCCUCAUGAGAGACAGUUUCAUCAUAACGCUUGAUAGUUUUUGCGACUGCACUUGAAGAAACUUUCAAAGUUCUUGAAAUGUUCUGUAUUGACUGACCUUCAUGUCUUAAAGUAAUGAUGGACUGUCGUUUCUAGCUUAUUUGAGCUGUUCUUGCCAUAAUAUGGACUUGGUCUUUUACCAAAUAGGGCUAUCUUCUGUACACCACCACUACCUUGUCACAACACAACUGAUUGGCUCAAACGCAUUAAGAAGGAAAGAAAUUCCACAUAUUAACUUUUAUGAGGGCACACCUGUUAAUUGAAAUGCAUUCCAGGUGACUACCUCAUGAAGCUGGUUGAGAGAAUGCCAAGAGUGUGCAAAGCUGUCAUCAAGGCAAAGGGUGGCUAUUUGAAGAAUGUCAAAUAUAAAAUAUAUUUUGAUUUGUUUAACACUUUUGGUUUCUACAUGAUUCCAUAUGUGUUAUUUCAUAGUUUUGUUGUCUUCACUAUUAUUCUACAAUGUUAAAAAUAGUAAAAAAUAAAGAUAAACCCUUGAAUGAGUAGGUGUGUCCAAACUUUUGACUGGUAGUGUAAUAUAUAGUUUUUUUGUUAAUCAGGUGGGACUCAAAACAGGUGGGGCUACACCUGGUCUGAAUGACGGGUCGCCACUGUGUAACUGUUUGUUACAUGCAAUAUGCUUUGUGGACUUCACCGGACAGAUGUUUCUCUCCAGUUUUGUGAUGAAACAAAGGUGCGGUUGAAUUUAUUCUGCCACUGUGUCUUCUUAUUGUCUCGGCCUUAGGCCUUUAUAUCAUGGUGGCAAGGCAUAUGAACCUACCGGUUAUAGAGCAAACAACGCAGAACACAUAGGUUGUAAUAUGGCUUUUUUUCUGGCGUGGCUUCCCCAGUGAUUUUACCCAUGCACCACUACUGCUUGUAGCUUUACAGCAAAGAAAACAGCUUGUCUAUAGCUCAAACGGUUAAAGAAAUAUGACCCAUAUUACCAGAGCUACCUUUUUUUCUUCCUGCACGAUUUCGCAUGCAUUUGAUAUAAUUUCACAAACCAUGUCACAGCCGUUUUAAACUAAUCCCGUUGUUCAGUCAUGUUACCUAGCUAGCUAACAACCUGGUAACUGGACAGUAGGUCUAGGCUAAUUUGAUUUGGCACAGGAAGAAAGGAAAAGGGUCUGCUACUCAUGAGAUGUGCGUCAAAAGGUAGGAUUCAUAUAGGCCUAAUGUAAGCCUAAACUAUUUCAAAUAUCUAUCUCUUUCUGGUGCUCCUUAAAUUCUGUUUGGUGCCUAACGUUUUAAAUGUUUGGAGCAGUGUAUGUAUUUGUUUUUGGGAGAGAGAGAGAGAGAGAGAGAGAGAGAGAGAGAGAGAGAGAGAGAGAGAGAGAGAGUGGGGUGUUUAUGGGAGUGGGAGACAAAGAGAGUGGGGUGUUUAUGGGAGAGGGAGACAAAGAGAGUGUGUGAAGGAGGGAGGGAGAGUGUGUGUCUGAGUGUUAACUGAAGAGUAAAGAAGGUUUCAUGCAGUGUUUUCCCCAAUGACAUGCAGAUCAUGUGGUCCUCUGUAGCUCAGCUGGUAGAGCACGGCGCUUGUAACGCCAAGGUAGUGGGUUCGAUCCCCGGGACCACCCAUACACAAAAAAAAUGUAUGCACGCAUGACUGUAAGUCGCUUUGGAUAAAAGCGUCUGCUAAAUGGCAUAUUAUUAUUAUUAUUAUUAUUAUUAUCAUUAUGCAUGUAUAUUCCUUUCUCCCAUUCCUCCAGCCACAUCAGAGGUAGGCCUUUGCAAAUAUGAGCAAAUCAGACAUUUCAAUGCAGUAUUCUAUUAUACAGUGAAAAGUGUGAAGUUAAUUCAGUAUGUGUUGUAUUGAGUAGAAGUGUGAAUAUCAGUGAACAUACGGAUAACGUUUAGAAAAAGAGAACAAGUGUCCGGGGGACGGGGCGAACAUGAUGCUACGCCACUGAGCAUUUUCUCCCGCGGUAUCGCGAUACUACUUGGUAUCGUGAUGCUUGGCCUGGUAUCGUAUCGUUAGUAAAAUGUUGGUAUCGUGACAACACUAGUCUCUCCAGGUCGGUGCCUCUCUUACUGACUUAGUGAUGUGAGGAAAAGCACUCUGGUCAGUUUUGCCAUUUUAAUCAUGACCGCCAGGUUGUCAGCACUCAGCGUGAACUUUGGCCUUCCCCUUAAGCCUGCAUCUUAGCUCAAAUGACGCUAAGAUCACUUCAUGCGCCAAUACUGUGUCCAACUCUAAUCCAUUGGGCAUGCAAAAACAGAAAUGAGAGGGUAAAGAGAGAGGGGUGGAGAGGGAGAGUAAGAAAGAGAGGGGCUGGCAGCGGAGAGAGACAGGAAGAUUACACAUACUCCAUCCCCGACCGUGGGGGUUCACUGAUUCACACCCACGGGGCACUGGCUCACAGAUGGCCCAGUUGGCAGGCUGGCAGCUCCCAGCUCUACUCCCAGUCCUGUCCUCCAUAGUACAUCUAGGCCUCAUUACCUCACCACCACCGUCACUGGCACUGCAGAGGUCCAAAGAACACCAACACUUACCGUGUGCAUUGUCGGUUAAGUACAAGCAACCCGAAUGUCGGUUUCUUGCAGAUGCAUUUGUUAAUGGACUGUUAGUGUUGUAACAAUCACCAUAUGUGUGUGUUUGGCCACUGUUAAAGCUGUAAUAACUUGUCCAUUCUCUGUGGGUUAUUGUUCAUGUGAGCCGUUUUGUUGGUUGGAAUUAGAAAUGCGCUAGCCUCGAUAAUUUAUGCGUCACCCCUCAGUCAGAAUACAAUGCACAUCAGUAUCAGACGGUUUUGAAUAUGAGGUUAGCUUUCCAAAAGCACAUAGCUAGAAUGUUUUCUACUGUAACAGAAAACGAUUAACACAACUAAAGGGCUUGCCUUUAGGGGUGGGGUGGGCUUGUCCUUGAAGGAAUGAAGUGAUGCUCUACAUUUGUCUUUGUUUUUCUCAAUAAUAUGAUCCUAGGAGAGGGAUGUCAUGCACUGUUGUAAAACGUGAUAACUGACAAACGUAUGUUCUGCAGAGGGAACAGUGGGCCGGAACAUAAUUACAAAUAAUUAGUGGUAAUACGUUGGAAUAAUUAAAUUAAAAUCACUUGGAAACUGAUUUGCUGGUGUUUAAGUGUUUUAUGUCCAACAACAACAACAAAAAAGUGUGGGGUUUUUUGCUCAGAAAACUUGUGUGGUUGGGGGGGGGGCAAAUAAAAUCAGUUGGGGAACCCUGGCGUAGAGGAUCUCGUCUGAUAACCUGUAGUAGAAAGGGAAAGGGGGAUACCUAGUCAGUUGUACUUCCUGGACCUGUGUGUGCUUUGUUACUCACUCUCUCUCCCCCGCUCUCUCACACUCACUCACUCACUCACACGUUCUGGGUCCAGCUGUGUGUUAACGGCUGUUUGUGAACUGUGUCAGUAGCGAGAGGGAUGCGGUGUUAAUUGGGGCGGGUCAGAGGAAAGGACCAGUGUGUCUAAUCUCCUCCAGUGGCAGGCGAAGGCUAACGAUGGAGCUCUCUGCCUUAGACUGUGGCUAUUAGCGCUCUGAGUAACGCCUUCAUCAGCCACGCCCCUCCAUCCCUAUCUCUCUCACUCUCUUUUCCCUGCAGCUUAAGCCUCCAGAAUUUCUGUAUGCAUGAGUUAAAUGUACAGGUCAUCUAUGUUCACCAUUCAGGCAACCUUAUAGGCUAUUCAUUAGGAUUUUACCUAAAUCCCAUCCAUAACCUCAUCUUAUUUCUUGUAUUUUGUCAAAUAGAGCAACGUUGCCUGUCAGAUCAUGAUGAACUGAUGAUCUAUCUGCUAAAUGGCAUAUUAUUAUUAUUAUUAUCUAUCUGAGACAAUACUGAAAUCUAAAAGAUGAGCAUGUAAAAAAAAACGUUUCACUGCAUCUUGGUAGUCGUUUUUGAAGCUCCUAGUUGUUUGUUGUUGCUUCUUUUCACACCUUUGAGAGGAGCAGGACAUGUACAUGGGGCUCAUUAAUUGAAUUUUAAAGUGACUUUGUUGGGGUAUCUUUUUUCCCCACCUCAAGGUCGCUCCAGUGGACCGGAACGCCCGGGCCAGGGGCGGUAUGUAAGGGGAGCGGGGCAGGUUGGCACCGCUCCAUGUGUGGAAUAUUGACAGGAUAUCCUCUGACUAGCUUAAUGCUGAGGAGGAGAGAAUCUCCAGGCGCUGAGGUCAGGGCAGGGAGUAGUGUUGCCACCUAUUUUUCAGUGACAAUCGCUAUUGGCUCCUUGAUUUGUCGCUAGAUGACGUUUUGCCGUUGCUGCGACGACGUGACAGCACCAAUUUGCUUUGCUGCGGUCCCCGACGAAUUUGUCGCUAUACUCUUUUACCAAUACAUCUCACUGGAGUGGUCUGAAAACUUGCGAAGUAUAGCGACAAAGUCGCUAAAUUGGCAACACUGGCAGGGAAACCAACAAACAUGGCCGUCAUCAAAAGAUAACCAGCCUCAGCAAGCCCUCACCAAGCAGGAUCAGGUAGCAGACUGACUGGUAGCCAGAUGGGCAAAUAAGUCAUGUUUUGGUGGUUCAAUAUUUUCAUUCCUACUGAUUGAAAUGGAGACCUAAAAUAGUGGAGGGGUUUCCACCAUAAAUUGAAAUUUGUCCAAGUGAUCCCUCUCACACUGUUAUUUCACCAGUUCAAAGAAAGAACUGAAUCACCUUCAACAAUUCCUUCCCCCUAGUGUCACACAGCGGCAUUGUUGGGUUUCAUGGAGUUUUUCUUCAGAACAAAUUAUUAACUGUCAAGAGGAAGGGGUAUUGGUGUUUUUCAACCAUUUGUCUCCCAGAGCCACACAACUUCAUAAACCUCGACAUCAUUCCUUGUGGUGACAUAUCAGUGGGCUAUAGUUUUGGAUCUUGAAUUAUGAGCCUCUCUGUGUCUGUGACAUGUGUUAUGCGGAUAUAGCACGUGAAAACUGCAGAGCCUUUUAUUGCAAGGCCGACUUUCUUCUUUCUCUCACUCUUUUUUUUUUCGCCAUCUCAGCGUGUCGGCUCCCUUUUCAUCUCACAGGACCAGUCACAUCCAGCCCCACUUCUUGGUUGGAACCUUUUACUUUUUAAUCGUGUCUCCAAUUUGUUGUGUGCUCUCCUCUCUACUAUAUGUGCUCGGCUGCCCACUCUCUUGCUAAAUAAAACGGCCCACCAUCUGUGAGCCUAUGCUGCAGCCAUGGACAGAAAUGCACUUUCACUUUUCCUAAUGAACCACACUAGGCCUGCUCAUCGGUUCCCAAGGUGUAGCUCUGCGCUACCCACUGGGUAAAGGGCUACUGGAGCCCUGCCAGGGCCAUACUUUUAGUCUGGGUAUCAGGAAAGCACUUUGGAAACAUAAAGUACAGCCGACUAGGUAGUCAGCUAGUCUCAUUUGUAGUUAUUUCAAACAAGUUUGAAACCUUCAGAAAAGAUGCAGUGGAGAAGACCUGAGUGUAGAGAGAAGUCUUAGACUCUAUGAUUGUGCUGACCAUUGUGGUUGUGAAUAUGUCAGACAUAAUCUGUCAACAGUUGUUAAGGAAGGAGACCUGUAGAUCAAUUACUUGUAUAAGUGUACAUGCACCUAUGCGUCUGUGUGUGAGCGUACUGCUUUCUUCUGACCCAUUUCACUGGAUAGACACAGAGCCUGAAGCAGAUGGUCGGUAUUUUAGCGCCUCAUUCGUGUAGGCUAUUUAGUACUGUAGAGCUCCAAACACCCUCUCUGUUUGUAUCUCCACAUAGAGACAAAGCAUCUAGGAGUAGAACAGUGCACUAUGUGAAAGGUGAUGCACAACCUGCUCCCCCAAAUUGAUUAACUGAGACUUUUUUUCUUAAAUUUGGCACACUCGCUAGGAAUUACAACUGCUGCAACAAGUUGUCUAAAGUGGAACUGGGUCUACAUUCCAUGACAUCUGUCCCAUGGAUACCAUUAUAUUCAUUUGGGACAGGAGAAAUCGGCAGGUCUCAAAUGAGAGAUUCAUUUAUUACUUUAAUAUAGUAAGUAAUAAGUAGCCUUGCGCUUUACUUUACUUUAAUAUACGGUGCAUUCGGAAAGUAUUCAGACCCCUUCACUUUUUCUACAUUUUGUUAUGUUACAGCCUUAUUCUACAAUGGAUUAAAUACAUAUUUUUUCUCUACACACAAUACCCCGUAAUAACAAAGCGAAAACAGGUGUUUGGAGAUUUUUUUUUUAUUUACCUAAGUAUUCAGACCCUUUGCUAUAAGACUCGGAACUGAGCUCAGAUGCAUCCUGUUUCCAUUGAUCAUCCUUGAGAUGUUUCUACAACUUGAUUGGAGUCCACCUGUGUUGAUUGGACAUGAUUUGGAAAAGCACACACCUGUCUAUAUAAGGUCCCACAGUUGACAGUGCAUGUCAGAGAAGAAACCAAGCCAUGAGGUCAAAGGAAUUGUCCGUAGAGCUCCGAGACAGGAUGGUGUCGUGGCACAGAUCUGGGGAAGGGUACAAAAAACGUUCUGCAGCAUUGAAGGUCCCCAAGAACACAGAGGCUUCCCAUCAUUCUUUUAAAUGGAAGAAGUUUGGAACCACCAAGACUCUUCCUAGAGCUGGCUGCCCGGCCAAGUUGAGCAGUCGGGGGAGAAGGGCCAUUGGCAGUGAGGUAACCAAGAUCCCGAUGAUCACUCUGACAGAGCUCUAGAGUUCCUCUGUGGAGAUGGGAGAACCUUCCAGAAGGACAACCAUCUCUGCAGCACUCCACCAAUAAGGGCUUUAUGGUAGAGUGGCCAGAUGGAAGCCACUGCUCAGUAAAAGGCACAUGACAGCCCGUUUGCCAAAAGGCACCUAAAGGACUCUCAGACCAUGAGAAACAAGAUUCUCUGGUCUGAUGAAACAAAGAUUGAAGUCUUUGGCCUGAAUGCCAAGCGUCACGUCUGGCGGAAAUCUGGCACCAUCCCUAUGGUGAAGCAUUGUGGUGGCAGCAUCAUGCUGUGGGGAUGUUUUUCAGCUGCAGGGACUGGGUGAUCCUGUCAGGAUCGAGGGAAAGAUGAACGGAGUAAAGUGUAAAGAGAGAUCCUUGAUGAUAACCUGCUCCAGAGUGCUCAGGACCUCAGACUGGGGCAAAGGUUCACCUACCAACAGGAGAGCGACCAUGUCUCUGAAUGUCCUUGUUUGGCCCAGCCAGAGCCCGGACUUGAACCCGAUCGAACAUCUCUGGAGAGACCUGAAAAUAGUUGUGCAGCGACGCUCCCCAUCCAACCUGACAGAGCUUGAGAGGAUCUUGGGAGAAGAAUGGGAGAAUCUCGCCAAAUACAGGUAUGCCAAGCUUGUAGUGUCAUACACAAGAAGACUCGAGGCUGUAAUCGCUGCAAAGUACUGAGUAAAGGGUCUGAAUACAUAUGUAAAUGUGAUAUUUCCGUUUUUGAUUUGUAAUAAAUGUGGCCAAAACUUUUUUGCCUGUUUUUGCUUCGUCAUUAUGGAGAAUAAUGUGUAGCUUGAUGAGGGAAAAAACUAUUGAAUCAAUUUUAAAAUACGGCUGUAACGUAACAAAAUGUGGAAAAAGUCAAGGGGUCUGAAUACUUUCCGAAUGAAAUCAAAUUUGUCACAUGCGCCGAAUACAACAGGUGUAGACCUUACAGUGAAAUGCUUGCUUACAAGCCCUUAACCAACAAUGCAGUUUUAAGAAAAAUAAGUGUUAAGCAAAAAAUAAAUAAGUAAAAAAUUAACAUAAAAAUUUAUUAAAGAGCAGCAGUAAAUUAAUGGUUGCGAGGCUAUAUACAGGGGGUACCGGUACAGAGUCAAUGUGCAGGAGCACAGGUUAGUCUAGGUAAUUUAGGUAAUAUGUGAAUGUAGGUAGAGUUAACGUGACUAUGCAUAGAUAAUAAACAGAGAGACGCAUCAGUGUAAAAGGGGGGGGGGGGGGGGGGGGGGGGGGGGGGGGGGGGAACAAUGCAAAUAGUCCUGGUAGCCAUUUGAUUAGCUGUUCAGGAGUCUUAUGUCUUGGGGGUAGAAGCUGUUAAGAAGCCGUUUGGACCUAGACUUGGCGCUCCGGUACUGCUUGCCAUGCGGAAGCAGAGAGAACAGUCUAUGACUAGGGUGGCUGGAGUCUUUGACAAUUUUUAGGGCCUUCCUCUGACACGCCUGGUAUAGAGGUCCUGGAUGACAGGAAGCUUGUAGAAUGCACUGUAGUUGAUGUCAAUUCACCAUGGAAAAGAAAACCCUGUUGAAUUCAGUUGUUUACAGAACCAUUUACAGGACCGUUACAAUCAAGUUGAUUUAAGACAUUAUCUGUUUAGGAUUAGAAACUUGAUUCGCUCAUAAACUGGAAAACAGGAAUUGUUUUAGUGUGUACGGGAGACUAGGGGCAAUUUUACUUUUUUUUGUAUUUUACUCUGUUGCUCAGAGACCACUUGAACUAGGCCGGUCAUUUUUAUAUAUAAGAAACGUACAUCUGUCUCCUAACCAUUCAUACCAUUUCUAGUUCUGUACAUAUGACGUCGGAUCACAAUAUUGAUUUUAAUCUGAAAAAGUCUGGAUGUUACAUUUGCCCCCGUGCCAGGGGCAAUUGUAACAGUAGCUGCGGCCAAAUGUAACACCUAAAAAAUAAACCAAAUAUACUCACUUAACUUAAAAAAACAUUCAUGUUUAUGAAUUAACAUAUGUAGUUAAGUGAGUUUGACUUCAUAGACCAUACAGUGCCUUCAGAAAGUAUUCACACCCCUUGACCUUUUCCACAAUCUGAAUUUAAAAUCGAUUCAAUUGAGAAUUUUUAUCGCUGGCUCACACACAAUACCCCAUAAUGUCAAAGUGGAAUUAUGUUUUUACAAAUGUUUACAAAAUAAUAAAAACCUCCCUGGUCUUUGUGGUUUAAUCUGUGUUUGAAAUUCACUGCUCGACUCGGGGACCUUACAGAUAAUUGUAUGUGUGGGGUACAGAGAUGAAGUAGUCAUUCAAAACUCAUGUUAAACACUAUUAUUGCACACAGAGUGAGUCCAUGCAACUUAAUUUGUGACUUGUUAAGCAAAUGUGUACUCCUGAACUUAUUUAGGCUUGCCAUAACAAAGGGGUUGAAUACUUAUUGACUCAAGACAUUUCAGCUUUUCAUUUUUAAUUAAUUUGUAAAUAUUUCAAAAAACAUAAUUCCACUUUGACAUUAUGGGGUAUUGUGUGUAGGCCAGUGACCAAACAUCUAAUUUUAAUCCAUUUUAAAUUCAGGCUGUAACAACAAAAUGUAGAAAAAGUCAAGGGGUGUGAAUACUUUAGUGAUACAAUUAUGCUAAUUCGAAUUAUUGGACAUUAAUGGUCAGGACAGUAUAAAAAAAAUAUACAGCCGGUGGAAAAAACUACUUUUGACUGAAACAUUUCAAGCAGGGGGAACCUAAAUGGGCAUGUACUGAAUGAGUUUAAUCACUGAAGCUUGUUUCUGUUUGGAGAAAUUCAAGGUUUUACAAUUGCCCCCUGCCCCUGGUCUCCCCUUUUCCCAUGGUACAGUCCGUACCGGGCCAAUGAAUUGAAGUGUUGAUGGAGUGAAAUGUUAUUCUUAGCUUCUUAUUGACUUGUGAGUUACGAAAUCAUCUGACAAAACGUUGUUGUCAAUUACCAACUUUUUCUUGCCGAGUAGGCCUAAUAGAGAAAUACUGAAAAGGCUACAAAAAAGGCUACUAAAAUUACUGAAAAGUUUACUAAAAAGGAGGAUUGAUUUGGAUUUGUUGUAGCUGAAGAGAUUGGUGACUGUUUGUCAGGCAUGGGAGAUGGAAGCCUGUCCGGGUGCUUUAGUCAGUCAGUCAGUCUGUGGACGAGCCUCAUUGCCUGGCCCGGCCUGAGCAGAGCAGAGCAGAGAACUAUAAAAGGCCUGUCGUCAGUAAUGGAUUCUCCCUUUGAGCACCUGUCUUGCUGAGGAGCGAGCGGGCUGCCGGAGAGACAUGGCAGCCUUUGAGCCUUCCUGACACUCCUGAAUUUAAUAAGCGCAACCGCUAAAGAAGGGGAAAUGUUUGUUGCUGAGGCACCCUAAUGAAAUAUGAUUGGAUGUGGCUGCAUUUUCUUGACAUGUUUAAUCACAUCUAAUACCCACUCCUCCGUUGAACUUAAAAGGGCCGUCCAGGUCUGCGGUGUUCAAAGUGUAUUUUGGUGUCAUCUCUCUGAAGGUCUUUUGGAGAGACAGGUCUGUGUGUGCACUGCUCUUAGUAGUGGUUUUGGGUUGAUCGACAGUUUAACCUGACUAGAAGGGAUAGCCUACUUUGGCUGGCCAUGCAGGAAGACUUUCCUCUUCUUUUUCUGCAUGAGUAAAAGAGUCACUACCUAGUUAGCCUUGUACUGUUUUGUAACCAUCCCUAUCUUUUACUUGUCUGUGCUAACACACUUAACAGGAGGACGUUUCUUUCCUCUCUAAACUGCACUCGAUGUGUUCAGGCACUCCUCGAAAUGUGUUUGUCGAUCACCUUUCCAAUUAGCAGGCUUACAAGAGCUCUGAAAAUGACAAGCCUUUUAACGGAAGCCUCUUAGGCCAUCUAACCAACCGUCAUCUGCGGGGAACCAAAUACUAUUCAAUGGUGAUAUUUUCCUCAUUAAUGGAUUUAUUCAUUUAUGCAUGGAGGAUCGUUAGAUUCUCUGUCACCGGACUUAAAAAGUGUCCUUUUGUUUCUUCUUUUGGAGUGCAGAACAAUCCAUCAAGUCAAAUGCUUUUGAAGUGUUAGACAAUGCUGGGGGGUUUUCCUCUCCGCACAAAUUCAAAUACCAACCUCUUACUAUUCCUUCAUGAACUGAAACUCUGGUCAGCUUCCAUUGGAUUUAGAGCUAGAAAAACAUAUAACUGGUCAACUAUUUAAUAAGUAACGAUUUAACGAGACAUCUGAAAUGGCCAUUGCAGAUGUCUUGGUAGCACUUCAUUUUACGGUACUCUUUCCACACUGUUUGUCCGAUAUUAUCAGGAAAUUAUAUGGCAACAAAUAGAUAGGCUAGAACGCAAUUGGUAAAUUGUACCAAAGAAACAAAUAAGUAAUUCAUUGGUUAGCCUAUUACUGUGUAAUUCACAUUUUAACAUGUAGGCCUACCAUACAAGUUUGCAGACUUCAAAACCAUUUCUACACAAUGUUCUCAGUUUAGCGAAGCCUGAUGAAGACAAUUUACAGAGAAUGCUACACCAUUUUUGUGAAAAUGUAUUAUUUGUCUAAAAACAUGCAUUUUCCUUGAACUGUGUACUCAGACUAGGCUGUAGAUAUACUAUAUCAGCUCCCACAGACUCCCAGAAUCCCUACACAAUGUCCUCAGCUUAGCGAAGCCUGAUGAAGACACUUUAGAGUUGUGAACCUUUCACUAUUUUUAUGAAAAUACAUUAUUUGUAGAUAUAGCCUAAUAUCCAGGUAAAUAUCUGGUAAUGUACGUCAAAUAAACAGCCACCGAGUAUUAGUCUUUUUUUUAAAUUGUAUUUUGUAACCUGUAUCCUCCGUUGCCACAUCAUCUUUCUUGUCUCGCUAAGGCAUUGUUGCUCAGUUCAUGCAAUGUCAUACUGCUAAGUCUUCCAUUGAAUCCAACUGAUUUGGCUUGUUCAAAUGAGAGGGUUUCUCAGUCACCACCUCUUUCUCAUGUUUGAGUGGAGUCAUGAAAAGAGUUGAAGCCCUCCCAAACACUGUGCUCUCCCUGUCAGUCUGGGACAGUGUUCUCGCCGACCGAGCCGGAGCGCUGCCUGGGAUUAAUCAUUCAGACUGGGUAGAGCAGGUGAUAAGCACCGCUGUUUUGUUCUGGGGACGCUGCUGAUGUUUGAACAGAUUUGACAAAUAAAGAGGGGGCCUUCUUCCCCCUUUCCUCCCCCAUCUCUCUGGCUCCCCAUCUCUCCCUGUCUCCCCCUCUCUCUCUGUCUCCCCCUCUCUCUCUCUGUCUCCCCCCUCUCUCUCUCUGUCUCCCCCUCUCUCUGUCUCCCUCCUCUCCCUGUCUCCCCCUCUCUCUCUGUCUCCCCCUCUCUCUCUCUGUCUCCCCCUCUCUCUCUGUCUCCCCCCUCUCUCUGUCUCCCCCUCUCUCGCUGUCUCCCCCAUCUCUCUGUCUCCCCCUCUCUCUGUCUCCCCCAUCUCUCUGUCUCCCCCUUCUCUCUGUCUCCCCCCUCUCUCUGUCUCCCCCUCUCUCUCUGUCUCCCCCUCUCUCUCUGUCUCCCCCAUCUCUCUGUCUCCCCCCUCUCUCUGGCUCCCCAUCUCUCUGGCUCCCCAUCUCUCUCUGUCUCCCCCCAUCACUCUGUCUCCCCCCUCUCUCUGUCUCCCCAUCUCUCUGUCUCCCCCAUCUCUCUGUCUCCCCCUCUCUCUGUCUCCCCCAUCUCUCUGUCUCCCCCCCUCUCUCUGGCUCCCCAUCUCUCUGGCUCCCCAUCUCUCUCUGUCUCCCCCAUCACUCUGUCUCCCCCCUCUCUCUGUCUCCCUCAUCUCUCUGUCUACCCCAUCUCUCUGUCUCCCCCCCUCUCUCUCUGUCUCCCCCCCUCUCUCUGUCUCCCCCUCUCUCUCUCUGUCUCCCCCAGCUCUCUGUCUCCCCCUCUCUCUCUGUCUCCCCCCUCUCUCUCUGUCUCCCCCAUCUCCUUCAAAGAUCAAGGUCAAUGUCUAACACAGUCACACUUUGCAACUCAGUAAUUCUGUUUGUCAAGCGUGUGUCGGAUGAAAAGAGGUGUGUGCUCUUUUCCAAGGUUCAUUCACUGGAAAGGUUGCGUACAACAAGCCUAUUGGGCCAUCCAGUGUAGAGCACUAUAGGUUGUAGGUUAACCACCGCCUCAAGGGGAGAGGGAAGGGGAGAGAAGGCUAGCACAUUUCUUUGGCAUGGUGGUUGGUUAGGAGAGACUGAACAGGGCUGAAUUUGUCAUUGUCUUUUCCUCUCUGCUGUCUCUUCCUUUAGGUGACGUUGGGGAAAGUGCUGAAAACCAUCGUGGUGAUGAGAAGCCUGUUCAUAGACCGGACCAUCGUGAGAGGAUUCAACGAGAACGUGUAUUCCGAGGAUGGCAAGGUAUUGCUUUCAGGGUUAAAUGGGAGGUUUUUGCACAAACAACUGGAUUGAGUGGUACUGUGAUGGUGAGGUGCAACCCUCUCUCCAUUGCAAAAAUAUAAGUACGGUAUUACUUGACAUAAGAGGCGUCAUACUAGGCAUAUAUUAUCUGUACACAUCCAUGGAGACUUCAGUCCUCUUGAGAGUGUCCUGGGUACCAUGAAUGGGUCUUUCUGGGCUAUGUAUUCAGAGUAACCUCAUAUAGCCUCCUAUAGAACAGUUUUGUUAGAGGGCUGACUGUUUCCAGCUGCUAACGUAAGAGUAUGCAAUCCAGGGUCUGGACCUCCAAUCCUCAUUGUCAGUUUUCUGUUGGCACCGUUGAAUAAUUUAGAUGACCUCUUACUCUAUCGCUCUCUCACAUGAAAAGCUUGUGAAGGAUGGGAGACAUUGGCUUUCCUCUAUGAUUUCCCCUCUGUCAGAUUCAACAUUAGUCCAUCAUUCAUUUUGAAUAUGGUGUUUCGCUCUCACUCCGGGACUCUUUGAACUGACAUGAAUAUGAGGAGGCCAUCAAAGCCACAGAGAACCUUUAUCACUGUUAAUUAAACCAAUGAAAGGGAGACUUCUGAACCUCCUGCCAGAACAAUGUUGUCUGAUGUACUCAACUGUGUGUGUUCAUGCAUGUGUGUUUAUAAUUGAACUCUUACAUAUACUGCUACAACUAACCAGCUACUUUAUAGAGAUAAUCUGCUCCUUGGAAAAUGUUUUGUAGUCCAGACAUUCCCAAAGCGCCACAUAGGAUGACUUAGACACAACAGCAGCAGCCAGGGUUUGGUUUAGGAUGUCUUGCCUCGUCUGCUCCAUCCCCAUUUCUGCCAUUUUCUCCUCUAAUUAUCCUAUGGUAAGAAGCAGCAGGGGCCGCAAGCUGAGCCUCCUAGCGUACAGAAAGAGAGAGGGAAAAGGAGAAGGAAAACUGCAGUAUUAAAGGAGGGCUUCAAAGACUAUCUAAGGCAUCUCUUGGGUAAUUUGCGAUCCUGUAUUAUUCCCCCUUUAAAGGGUCUCUGUGUGUCGGGAGUGGGUAGAGGGACAGAGAGGGAUCGAAUCCAAUUUCUCGAAUAAAUGCUGACACCGGGCCUGUUUGAUAUUAGAUUCAGGGGAGCGUUUUGAUUUGUUAACGCCUUUGAAAGUGUUUGGACGACCUUCACACAAUCUCCUGCCCACCUCUCCCCGUUUACUGUAGGACCAUGCAAGCCAGAGGACAGUAGGGUGGCAAGAAGAGAGGAAUCAUUUGAACCAAAAAUAUAGACCUGAUCAAAUGAUCAACACACCAGAAUACAAUGCUAAUGAAUGGUAUCACGAAUACCAAGAGAAAGUUGAUGGCGUAGUCAGUCUUGAUGAUGACGACGACAACAUGUUUAAUCCAAUCCCAUUGUUCUGAACGCACCAAAGGAACACUUGGUGUGACUUGCAUCACAUACAACUGAAGAAAAUAAUGUGUAAUGGUUUGAAAAUGUAUGAAUAAUGGCAAUCAUUUCUCCUUUUCUCUCCUCAGCUGGAUAUCUGGUCGAAGUCAAACUAUCAAGUAUUUCAAAAGGUGAGACCCCAUCUUUAUGUGUUCACCACAGAGUGAGGUGCAAUGCCCACUUGGCAGACGCCAACCUGAGGAACUCAUUAAUAGUCACAUAGGUCUCCAUAUUGUGGUCCAGUCGGUCUCUCUCCCGUUGGACCACCUGUUGCUGUGUUCUUCUCUCACACUAGUCAAGCCCUGUCAUACCAAAAUAUACUCUGUUUCCUGUUGAAUUUCAUUUGAAACUAAAACCACUUUGCAUCAUAGUCAGUUCUGGCAAGCAUAUGGAGGUUAUGAGUCGUCCUCACUCCCCUCCCUCAUCAAAUCUCAACAGGCAGCCUAUGGGCAGCCAAAACGCCACACACACACACACCAGUGACGGCGAUGGAGCCAACAUUAAUAGAACGAGAACACACAAAUGUGUCUUUCAUAGAGAAUUCUCACUUGUACCUCCUGGCUGAUCAAAGCACAGUAUGUUUAUAAAAAAGAUAUGUAUAUUUUAGGGGGUAGAUCAGCUUUAAUAUUGCAGAUAGAUUGUGGCUUCCGUCAAUGUAAUUGUCUGCAUAAUUUCCAAUCCCCCAUAUAUUUUGGGGUAAAUAUAUACAGUACCAGUCAAAAGUUUGGACACACCUACUCAUUCCAGGGUUUUUCUUUAUUUUUACUAUUUUCUACAUUGUAUAAUAAUAGUGAAGACAUCAAACUAUGAAAUAACACAUAUGGAAUCAUGUAGUAACCAAAAAGGGGUUAAACAAAUCCAAAUAUAUUUUUUAGAUUUGAGAUUCUUCAAAGUAGCCACCCUUUGCCUUGAUGACAGCUUUGCACACUCUUGGCAUUCUCUCAACCAGCUUCAUGAGGUAGUCACCUGGAAUGCAUUUCAAUUAGCAGGUGUGCCUUGUUAAAAGUUAAUUUGUGGAAUUUCAUUCCUUCUUAAUGCGUUUGAGCCAAUCAGUAGGUAGGGGGGUAUACAGAAGAUAGCCCUAUUUGGUAAAAGACCAAGUCCAUAUUAUGGCAAGAACAGCUCAAAUAAGCAAAGAGAAACGACAGUCCAUCAUUACUUUAAGACAUGAAGGUCAGUCAAUACGGAACAUUUCAAGAACUUUGAAAGUUUCAUCAAAUGCAGUCACAAAAACCAUCAAGCGCUAUGAUGAAACUGGCUCAUAUGAGGACCGCCACAGGAAAGGAAGACCCAGAGUUACCUCUGUUGCGGAGGAUAAGUUCAUUAGAGUUACCAGCCUCAGAAAUUGCAGCCCAAAUAAAUUAUUUCACAGAGUUCAAGUCACAGACACAUCUCAACAUCAACUGUUCAGAGGGGACUGUGUGAAUCAGGCCUUCAUGGUCGAAUUGCUGCAAAGAAACCACUACUUGUAAAGGACACCAAUAAGAAGAAGAGACCUGCUUGGGCCAAGAAACACGAGCAAUGGACAUUAGACCGGUGGAAAUGUGUCCUUUGGUCUGGAGUCUAAAUUGGAGAUUGUUGGUUCCAACCGCCGUGUCUUUGUGAGACACGUUGUGGGUGAACGGAUGAUCUCCACAUGUGUAGUUCCCACCGUAAAGCAUGGAGGAGGUGGUGUUAUGGUGUGGGGGUGCUUUGUUGGUGACACCGUCUGUGAUUUAUUUAGAAUUCAAGGCACACUUAACCAUACCACAGCAUUCUGCAGCGAUACGCCAUCCCAUCUGGUUUGGGCUUAGUGGGACUAUCAUUUGAUUUUCAACAGGACAAUAACCCAACCCAUCUCCAGGCUGUGUAAGGGCUAUUUGACCAAGAAGGAGAGUGAUAGAGUGCUGCAUCAGAUGACCUGGCCUCCACAAUCCCCUGACCUCAACCCAAUUGAGAUGGUUUUGGAUGAGUCGGACGGCAGAGUGAAGGAAAAGCAGCCAACAAGUGCUCAGCAUAUGUGGGAACUCCUUCAAGACGGUUGGAAAAGCAUUCCAGGUGAAGCUGGUUGAGCGAAUGCCAAGAGUGUGCAAAGCUGUCAUCAAGGCAAAGGGUGGCUCUUUGAAGAAUCUCAAAUAUGUAAUAUAUUUUGAUUUGCUUAACACUUUUUUGGUUACUACAUGAUUCCAUAUGUGUUAUUUCAUAGUUUUGAUGGCUUCACUAUUAUUCUACAAUGUAGAAAAUAGUAAAAAUUAAGAAAAACCCUUGAAUGAGUAGGUGUGUCCAAACUUUUUACUGGUACUGUAUAUACAGUGGGGGAAAAAAGUAUUUAGUCAGCCACCAAUUGUGCAAGUUCUCCCACUUAAAAAGAUGAGAGGCCUGUAAUUUUAAUCAUAGGUACACGUCAACAAUGACAGACAAAAUGAGAAAAAAAAUUCCAGAAAAUCACAUUGUAGGAUUUUUAAUGAAUUUAUUUGCAAAUUAUGGUGGAAAAUAAGUAUUUGGUCAAUAACAAAAGUUUCUCAAUACUUUGUUAUAUACCCUUUGUUGGCAAUGACACAGGUCAAACGUUUUCUGUAAGUCUUCACAAGGUUUUCACACACUGUUGCUGGUAUUUUGGCCCAUUCCUCCAUGCAGAUCUCCUCUAGAGCAGUGAUGUUUUGGGGCUGUCGCUGGGCAACACAGACUUUCAACUCCCUCCAAAGAUUUUCUAUGAGGUUGAGAUCUGGAGACUGGCUAGGCCACUCCAGGACCUUGAAAUGCUUCUUACGAAGCCACUCCUUCGUUUCCCGGGCGGUGUGUUUGGGAUCAUUGUCAUGCUGAAAGACCCAGCCACGUUUCAUCUUCAAUGCCCUUGCUGAUGGAAGGAGGUUUUCACUCAAAAUCUCACGAUACAUGGCACCAUUCAUUAUUUCCUUUACACGGAUCAGUCGUCCUGGUCACUUUGCAGAAAAACAGCCCCAAAGCAUGAUGUUUCCACCCCCAUGCUUCACAGUAGGUAUGGUGUUCUUUGGAUGCAACUCAGCAUUCUUUGUCCUCCAAACACGACAAGUUGAGUUUUUACCAAAAAGUUAUAUUUUGGUUUCAUCUGACCAUAUGACAUUCUCCCAAUCCUCUUCUGGAUCAUCCAAAUGCACUCUAGCAAACUUCAGACGGGCCUGGACAUGUACUGGCUUAAGCAGGGGGACACGUCUGGCACUGCAGGAUUUGAGUCCCUGGCGGCGUAGUGUGUUACUGAUGGUAGGCUUUGUUACUUUGGUCCCAGCUCUCUGCAGGUCAUUCACUAGGGCCCCCCGUGUGGUUCUGGGAUUUGCUCACCGUUCUUGUGAUAAUUUUGACCCCACGGGGUGAGAUCUUGCGUGGAGCCCUAGAUCGAGGGAGAUUAUCAGUGGUCUUGUAUGUCUUCCAUUUCCUAAUAAUUGCUCCCACAGUUGAUUUCUUCAAACCAAGCUGCUUACCUAUUGUAGAUUCAGUCUUCCCAGCCUGGUGCAGGUCUACCAUUUUGUUUCUGGUGUCCUUUGAUAGCUCUUUGGUCUUGGCCAUAGUGGAGUUUGGAGUGUGACUGUUUGAGGUUGUGGACAGGUGUCUUUUAUACUGAUAACAAGUUCAAACAGGUGCCAUUAAUACAGGUAACGAGUGGAGGACAGGGGAGCCUCUUAAAGAAGAAGUUACAGGUCUGUGAGAGCCAGAAAUCUUGCUUGUUUGUAGGUGACCAAAUACUUAUUUUCCACCAUAAUUUGCAAAUAAAUUCAUUAAAAAUCCUACAAUGUGAUUUUCAGGAAUUUUUUUCUCAAUUUGUCUGUCAUAGUUGACGUGUACCUAUGAUGAAAAUUACAGGCCUCUCUCAUCUUUUUAAGUGGGAGAACUUGCACAAUUGGUGGCUGACUAAAUACUUUUUUCCCCCACUGUAUAUAAAAUAUAUAUUUUAUUUUAUUAUUUUCCCCAAACCCUACCAUCCCUCCCCUAAUUGGAGUAAACUAAUGGACAACAACUCUUAGGCUUCUACUUCCAGCUUUUAAAUGCUACAUACAUUUUACGGACACAGUAUAGUUUACAAUAGUUAUCUUUUGUUUGUUUUUAGUCCCAUUCUUCAGCUCCACUCAACCCCUCCAAUCUGUCUGUGAACACCAUCCAGUUUUGAUUUCUAUUUGCCAUAUAUUUUUCAACUGUACUGUGAUGUUUCACAAAAGUUCUGAACCUUUCUAUUUUCAUAGAUUCGACGUAUUGUAAAUUAAAGAUAAAACAUUUUGCUAAGAGUAUUAUUAUAUUGUUAAUCGAUUGACUAUGACUUUUUAAAUCACACAGCAGUGCUAUUUGCAAAGUUAGCUCCAGGUAAAUGUUGCAAUUCUUCAGCCAUUCCUGAACCUGCGACCAAAAACAAGCUACAUAUGGACAAUACCAAAACAAAUUAUCUAAUGAUUCAAUCUCUUUGCAGCAAAAUCUGCAAAGCUGGGAUGGUUGUAUCCCCCAUAUACACUGCUCAAAAAAAUUAAGGGAACACUUAUACAACACAAUGUAACUCCAAGUCAAUCACACUUCUGUGAAAUCAAACUGUCCACUUAGGAAGCAACACUGAUUAAUAAUAAAUGUAACAUGCUGUUGUGCAAAUGGAAUAGACAACAGGUGGAAAUUAUAGGCAAUUAGCAAGACAUCCCCAAUAAAGGACUGGUUUUGCAGGUGGUGACCACAGACCACUUCUCAGUUCCUAUGCUUCCUGGCUGAUGUUUUGGUCACUUUUGAAUGCUGGCGGUGCUUUCACUCUAGUGGUAGCAUGAGACGGAGUCUACAACCCACACAAGUGGCUCAGGUAGUGCAGCUCAUCCAGGAUGGCACAUCUAUGCGAGCUGUGGCAAGAAGGUUUGCUGUGUCUGUCAGCGUAGUGUCCAGAGCAUGGAGGCGCUACCAGGAGACAGGCCAGUACAUCAGGAGACGUGGAGGAGGCCGUAGGAGGGCAACAACCCAGCAGCAGGACUGCUACCUCCACCUUUGUGCAAGGAGGAGCAGGAGGAGCACUGCCAGAGCCCUGCAAAAUGACCUGCUCAAACGGUCAGAAACAGACUCCAUGAGGGUGGUAUGAGGGCCCGACGUCCACAGGUGGGGUUUGUGCUUAAAGCCCAACACUGUGCAGGACGUUUGGCAUUUGCCAGAGAACACCAAGAUUGGCAAAUUCGCCACUGGCGCCCUGUGCUCUUCACAGAUGAAAGCAGGUUCACACUGAGCACAUGACGUGACCGAGUCUGGAGACGCCGUGGAGAACGUUCUGCUGCCUGCAACAUCCUCCAGCAUGACCGGUUUGGCGGUGGGUCAGUCAUGGUGUGGGGUGGCAUUUCUUUGGGGGGCCGCACAGCCCUCCAUGUGCUCGCCAGAGGUAGCCUGACUGCCAUUAGGUACCGAGAUGAGAUCCUCAGACCCCUUGUGAGACCAUAUGCUGGUGCGGUUGGCCCUGGGUUCCUCCUAAUGCAAGACAAUGCUAGACCUCAUGUGGCUGGAGUGUGUCAGUAGUUCCUGCAAGAGGAAGGCAUUGAUGCUAUGGACUGUCCUGCCCGUUCCCCAGACCUGAAUCCAAUUGAGCACAUCUGGGACAUCAUGUCUCGCUCCAUCCACCAACGCCACGUUGCACCACAGACUGUCCAGGAGUUGGCGGAUGCUUUAGUCCAGGUCUGGGAGGAGAUCCCUCAGGAGACCAUCCGCCACCUCAUCAGGAGCAUGCCCAGGCGUUGUAGGGAGGUCAUACAGGCACGUGGAGGCCACACACACUACUGAGCCUCAUUUUGACUUGUUUUAAGGACAUUACAUCAAAGUUGGAUCAGCCUGUAGUGUAACUCUCGUUCUUUAAUUUUGAGGGUGACUCCAAAUCCAGACCUCCAUGGGUUGAUAAAUUUGAUUUCCAUUGAUAAGUUUUGUGUGAUUUUGUUGUCAGCACAUUCAACUAUGUAAAGAAAAAAGUAUUUCAUUCAGAUCUAGGAUGUGUUAUUUUAGUGUUCCCUUUUAUUUUUUUGAGCAGUGUAUAUAACAUUCUAUUGGUUGCAAGAAUUUUGUAUAAUAAUUUAAAUUGAAAAGCUCAAAGUUUUGAAUCCAGCGUAGUUUUGUGUAUCAGUUCAUAAACCAUGUGCCAUGUAAUCGGUGCAUCGAAAAUUUUAUCCCAACUAUUUUGCAAUCUUUUUGGCACAGGUGUCAAUUUUUGGGUCCUUAAAUGAAACUGGUAUACUUUUUUAUUUGUCAAAAAUUUCUUUAGCCAAUUUUGGUCUUUAAUGAAGGGCCAAAAGACAAGUUCCUUACUUACAUUUACGUCAUUUAGCAGACGCUCUUAUCCAGAGCGACUUACAAAUUGGUGCAUUCACCUUAUAGCCAGUGGGAUAACCACUUUACAAUAUGUAUUUAUUUUUAAAAAAAUUUUGGGGGGGGGUAAGGGGGGGGGUAGAAGGAUGACUUUAUCCUAUCCCAGGUAUUCCUUAAAGAGGUGGGGUUUCAAGUGUCUCCGGAAGGUGGUGAGUGACUCUGCUGUCCUGGCGUCGUGAGGGAGCUUGUUCCACCAUUGGGGUGCCAGAGCAGCGAACAGUUUUGACUGGGCUGAGCGGGAACUGUGCUUCCGCAGAGGUAGGGGGGCCAGCAGGCCAGAGGUGGAUGAACGCAAUGCCCUCGUUUGGGUGUAGGGACUGAUCAGAGCCUGAAGGUACGGAGGUGCCGUUCCCCUCACAGCUCCGUAGGCAAUAGGGGGGCCAGCAGGCCAGAGGUGGAUGAACGCAAUGCCCUCGUUUGGGUGUAGGGACUGAUCAGAGCCUGAAGGUACGGAGGUGCCAUUCCCCUCACAGCUCCGUAGGCAAGCACCAUGGUCUUGUAGCAGAUGCGAGCUUCAACUGGAAGCCAGUGGAGUGUGCGGAGGAGCGGGGUGACGUGAGAGAACUUGGGAAGGUUGAACACCAGACGGGCUGCGGCAUUCUGGAUGAGUUGUAGGGGUUUAAUGGCACAGGCAGGGAGCCCAGCCAACAGCGAGUUGCAGUAAUCCAGACGGGAGAUGACAAGUGCCUGGAUUAGGACCUGUGCCGCUUCCUGUGUAAGGCAGGGUCGUACUCUCCGAAUGUUGUAGAGCAUGAACCUACAGAAUCGGGUCACCACCUUGAUGUUAGCGGAGAACGACAGGGUGUUGUCCAGGGUCACGCCAAGGCUCUUUGCACUCUGGGAGGAGGACACAACAGAGUUGUCAACUGUGAUGGCGAGAUCAUGGAACGGGCAGUCCUUCCCCGGGAGGAAGAGCAGCUCCGUCUUGCCGAGGUUCAGCUUGAGGUGGUGAUCCGUCAUCCACACUGAUAUGUCUGCCAGACGUGCAGAGAUGCGAUUCGCCACCUGGUUAUCAGAAGGGGGAAAGGAGAAGAUUAGUUGUGUGUCGUCUGCAUAGCAAUGAUAGGAGAGGCCAUGUGAGGAUAUGACAGAGCCAAGUGACUUGGUGUAUAGCGAUAAUAGGAGAGAGCCUAGAACUGAGCCCUGGGGGACACCAGUGGUGAGAGCACGUGGUGCGGAGACAGAUUCUCGCCACGCCACUUGGUAGGAGCGACCUGUCAGGUAGGACGCAAUCCAAGAGUGAGCCGCGCCGGAGAUGCCCAACUCGGAGAGGGUGGAGAGGAGGAUCUGAUUGUUCACAGUAUCAAAGGCAGCAGACAGGUCUAGAAGGACAAGAGCAGAGGAGAGAGAGUUAGCUUUAGCAGUGCGGAGAGCCUCCGUGACACAGAGAAGAGCAGUCUCAGUUGAAUGACCAGUCUUGAAACCUGACUGGAUUGGAUCAAGAAGGUCAUUCUGAGAGAGAUAGCAGUUGGCUAAAGACGGCACGCUCAAGAGUUUUGGAGAGAAAAGAAAGAAGGGAUACUGGUCUGUAGUUGUUGACAUCGGAGGGAUCGGGUGUAGGUUUUUUGAGAAGGGGUGCAACUCUCGCUCUCUUGAAGACAGAAGGGACAUAGCCAGCGGUCAAGGAUGAGUUGAUGAGCGAGGUGAGGUAAGGGAGAAGGUCCUCGGAAAUGGUCUGGAGAAGAGAGGAGGGGAUAGGGUCAAGCGGGCAGGUUGUUGAGCGGCCGGCCAUCACAAGUCGCAAGAUUUCAUCUGGAGAGAGAGGGGAGAGGGGGGGGGGGAGGAGGAUUCAGCAGGGAGGAGAAGGUGGCAAAGAGCUUCCUAGGGUUAGAGGCAGAUGCUUGGAAUUUAGAGUGGUAGAAAGUGGCUUUAGCAGCAGAAACAGAGGAAGAAAAUGUAGAGAGGAGGGAGUGAAAAGAUGCCAGGUCCGCAGGGAGUCUAGUUUUCCUCCAUUUCCGCUCGGCUGCCCGGAGCCCUGUUCUGUGAGCUCGCAAUGAGUCGUCAAGCCACGGAGCAGGAGGGGAGGACCUAGCCGGCCGGGAGGAUAGGGGACAUAGAGAGUCAAAGGAUGCAGAAAGGGAGGAGAGGAGGGUUGAGGAGGCAGAAUCAGGAGAUUGGAGGGAGAAGGAUUGAGCAGAGGGAAGAGAUGAUAGGAUGGAAGAGGAGAGAGUAGCGGGAGAGAGAGAGCGAAGGUUGCGACGGCGCAUUACCAUCUGAGUAGAGGCAGAGUGAGUAUUGUUGGAGGAGAGCGGAAGAGAAAAGGAUACAAAGUAGUGGUCGGAGACUUGGAGGGGAGUUGCAGUGAGAUUAGUAGAAGAACAGCAUCUAGUAAAGAUGAGGUCAAGCCUUGUGAGUAGGGGGGGGCGGUGAGAGGGUGAGGUCAAAAGAGGAGAGGAGUGGAAAGGAGGCAGAGAGAAAUGAGUCAAAGGUAGACGUAGGGAGGGUAAAGUCACCCAGAUCUGUGAGGGGUGAGCCAUCCUCAGGAAAGGAACCUAUCAAGGCGUCAAGCUCAUUGAUCAACUCUCCAAGGGAACCUGGAGGGCGAUAAAUGAUAAGGAUGUUAAGCUUGAAUGGGCUAGUGACUGUGACAGCAUGGAAUUCAAAUGAGGAGAUAGACAGAUGGGUCAGGGGAAAAAGAGAGAAUGUCAACUUGGGAGAGAUGAGGAUUCCUGUGCCACCACCCCGCUGACCAGAUGCUCUCGGGGUAUGCGAGAACACAUGGUCAGACGAGGAGAGAGCAGUAGGAGUAGCAGUGUUUUCAGUGGUAAUCCAUGUUUCCGUCAGCGCCAAGAAGUCGAGGGACUGGAGCAUAGGCAGCAUACUUUCUCCCCCCUGCCUCUUACAUUUUUGCGGUAAUGCUGCAAUUAGUUAUUUGUAAUUUUAAGUAGAACAGACAUUUCCAUAUAUAUUUGUUAGCUGCAUUUUUUUUACAUUUACAUUUUAGUCAUUUAGCAGACGCUCUUAUCCAGAGCGACUUACAGGAGCAAUUAGGGUUAAGUGCCUUGCUUAAGGGCACAUCGACAGAUUUUUCACCUAGUCGGCUCGGGGAUUAGAACCAGCGACCUUUCGGUUACUGGCACAACGCUCUUACCCACUAAGCUACCUGCCGACCCUGCAUGUGUGACAACUCCACCAGUCCUAUUUAUGAUAUAAUUUACAAAGAUUUUACCCUCUUAAAAAAAAAAAAAUGUUUUGUAUCAAUUAGUAUAUUUGAGUUUAGCCAUAAUAUUUGUUGUAAUAUUUGUUCUGUCUUUUCUGGAGGAUUAAACUGAAAUUGCAACCAACUUUCUAUGGCUUGUUUUAAAAAUAGCGAUAUUUUGGAGAUUAUUUCAUUUUCAAAUAACCAAAAGUGAGAGGUUGUAAUCUGAAUAAAGGGGAAAAGGCCGUUCUUGAACAUGUGGUGAGACAUUGUUCCUAAUCUGCUAGAGAACCAGUUCAGAUGUAAGUAUAACUUUUGAAGGACUGAAGCCUUUAGUGAGAGAUCUAAUGCUUUAAUGUUUAAUAAUUUUUGCCCUCUGAUUUCAUAUUAAUGAUAAAAAUAGGCCCGUUUAAUUUUGUCAGGCUUGCAAUUCCAAAUAAAAUAUAAUAUUUUUUGCUCAUAUAUUUUUUUUAAAAAUCAAGUCACUAGGUGUAGGCAAGGACGUAAUCAAUUAGGUAAACUGGGAUAUGAGUUAUUCAGGGUAAGUUUUCCACAAAUAGACAGGUAUUUUCCUUUCCACGGUAGCAAGAUCUUAUCUAUUUUUGCUGACUUUCUAUUAAAAUGUAUUGUAAUGAGGUCAUUUCAUUCUUUCAGGAUAUGAAUACAGAGUAUGUCCACUUCACCGUCAGACCAUUUUAUUGGUAAACUACAGUAUGUUUAUUUCUUGAUCUCAUCUCAUCCUAAUGCUAAGUCAAACAGACCCAGUCUGAUGGGGAGGGAGGGAAGAGGAGGGCACCUCUCAUCUUUCACUGCACUGGCUGACUUGGGACCAAAGCCUCUCUUUGUUACCUGUCCAGUCAUAUCCUUACAUCUUCUUUGGGGAGAAGAAGAUGUUUGUUUUUUCCCCCUGUUUUGAUAUGUUUUCCCUGCGCAUGUACUGUGCUGCCUGCCAUGUGCUGGUAAUAGCCAUACUCCUCAUGCUUCCCCAGAUGGUCAAAAUGCAAUAGCAAUGGACAUAUUGACUGGACACAGCAAAACAAUUGUCGGAAGAACUUGGUUCAUCAAAGUUACGUAAUAAAUGGCCUGCAUAUAAUUGCAUGUGGGAUGAAUAUUAGAUUUUGAUCAAAAUAUUAAGAAUAAUAAGAAGCCUAGUCACUGCCAAGUGAAUAUGUGUAGGAGGGAGAGAUUGGUACAGUAUAUGAUUAGGAUUGCUCCAAUGACAACCCUGCACUAGUCUAGCAGACCACUAUUAGUUAUGUUGAAAGUUGAGUAAUGAUUGCUCAGGCCUUGAAAACAUGUUGUUUUACUUGACCACUUUUAUUGAUUAUGUUAUGUAGUACUCACUUGCUCAUAAAAUCCUAUUGAAUUGAAAAAGCUGGCAGACUUAAUGUGAUUUUAUUGUUUCAGCCUUAGCAGAGGGAAUUGGAAUGUUUGUGGUCCUCAGUAGCUCAGCUGGUAGAGCACAGCGCUUGUAACGCUAAGGUAGUGGGUCCGAUCCCCGGGACCACCCAUACAGAAAAAUGUAUGCAUGCAUGACUGUAUGUCGCUUUGGAUAAAAGCGUCUGCUACAUGGCAUAUUAUAUUAUUAUUAUAUUAUUUACAAAUAUUCAGGGACGAUGUGUUUUUACAAGCCCUGUUUUUUCUCUAAGGUUACGGAUCACGCCACCACUGCUCUGCUGCACUACCAACUCCCCCAGAUGCCCGAUGUGGUGGUACGGUCCUUCAUGGUGAGCACAUUCACAAAGGAAACCCUCUAUAUAACCCACUCACACCCUGUGACUGAGCUCCUCUACUUGAUCAUCUACUGUCCCAUAUCUUCACCAUAUAGACAUAGCCGAUGGGUUGUACUUGCAUUGCUGUCUCUAGGCAUCUUAUCACACCUACAGUACUGUUACAGUGCCUCUUUUGAUUUAAGGCUCUGAAACUCAUUUUUGAGGAGGGGGUUAAAAACUGUCAGGCUAUUACUGGAUAAUGAUGGUUGUGAGUCAGGCAACGCUCCCCUGUCCCGCUGAAGCUUGUAACCAGUCUCCACAUGUACAGUCCUAUAGAGGAAGUACCUCAGGAAGCAUAGAAGAGACUGUAUUAUUGUCUUGAUGUUGGCUGUGACGGUCAUGGAAUUUUGGAUGAGGAUGACAGUAAUUGGUCAGCCAAAUGACCGCGGUCAUCGUUUAACUGUUUGAAUAGAAAAUAAAAAAUAAUUUUUUCAACACAUUUUCUUCUCUGCUACUGACUGCGUGUGCUGCUGCUGCAGGGAGGGGGGCAUUGCCUAGGCAACUGACGACUUGUUUGCUACAACACCUUGCUUGUUUCAGCAAGGAGAAACUGCGUUUCAUCACGUUGUAAAGACUCCAUGUUACCGUAGAAACAGACUCAACCGCACUAAUGCCUGGCUAUCCUGUCUUCAGUCAUCUGUUUGUUCCACACACAAAAAUUACGGUUAUGACUGUUAUUUUAUUUUCAUGACGGUCUUCAUCCAUAACCGCCGCUUAUACGGUAAUUGUGCCCGCCCUACUUGAUGUUUUUAAAUAGCCCGACUGUCCACUCUGCAGACCUGUGCUCUUAGUGCUGAGGUGAGGGAGAUGAAUUUGCCAAUCCGGUGUUGGAGAUCAAUGGGAGCCUAUUCUGAUCUGGCCCCGCCAGGGUGUGGUGGCUGGGUUCAAUCAGACAGUGGCUCAGCUUCAAGGCCAACACCCAGGUGCCUCCAUUACCAGCCUGUCCUCAUUGACAGCUUGACUCUGUCUAGAAAGACAUUAGCACUAUGUCUGCAAUCAAUCCUGUUUAAAGGAACAGUUGGCCCAAGUCCCAUCUUAAGUAGCCACUAAAGCAAUUAAAUAAAAAUGCCUUUUUUGCACCUGUUUUGCAGUUGCUAUUCCAUAGGCUUUGCAAAUGCAUUACUCUCUACUUACCUAUAACUGUAGUCUUCUCGUUGCAGCGCUAACAUGAGAUUGCUGUAAUGGAUAUUUUCUCACGCCGCCCAAUGAGGGUGGUGAUCAUUACGCUGGCCGGUGAUGAAUUGAGGAGCAGGGUUUUAAUCCUACAGAUGGAUGAUGCCAGUGAAUAGGUUUCGACAGGUGUGUGACUGUGUGAGGGAGGUCUGGCAGUGUGGCUGGCUGGGGCCGACUGAUGGGCUGGGAGAGAGAGGGGGGCCUGAAGAUGAGGAGAGACUCCACUCACCCCCCUGGGUGGAUUGACCACAAUCCCCUCAUUGGUGCUCUCUGUCUCUGUCCCCCUCUAUCUCUUUCUCUCUCUCUCUCUCUCUCUCUCCCGUUCUCUCUCUUUCUCUCUGUCUCUCUCACCGUGUCAGCUCAUCUGCUCAUCAAAAUGGCCCGUCAUUGAGUUUUGAUUCAAAAUGUUAUGUUUUACUAGAAUCAGUCUAUUGGUGAAUCCUCCUGACAGAUACAGUGAGGGAAAAAAGUAUUUGAUCCCCUGCUGAUUUUGUACGUUUGCCCACUGACAAAGAAAUGAUCAGUCUAUAAUUUUAAUGGUAGGUUUAUUUGAACAGUGAGAGACAGAAUCACAACCAAAAAAUCCAGAAAAACGCAUGUCAGAAAAUGUUAUACAUUUAUUUGCAUUUUAAUGAGGGGAAUAAGUAUUUGACCCCCUCUCAAUCAGAAAGAUUUCUGUCUCCCAGGUGUCUUUUAUACAGGUAACAAGAUGAGAUUAGGAGCACACUCUUAAAGGGAGUGCUCCUAAUCUCAGUUUGUUACCUGUAUAAAAGACACCUGUCCAUAGAAGCAAUCAAUCAGAUUCCAAACUCUCCACCAUGGCCAAGACCAAAGAGCUCUCCAAGGAUGUCAGGGACAAGAUUGUAGACCUACACAAUGCUGGAAUGGGCUACAAGACCAUCGCCAAGCAGCUUGGUGAGAAGGUGACAACAGUUGGUGCGAUUAUUCGCAAAUGGAAGAAACACAAAAUAACUGUCAAUCUCCCUUGGCCUGGGGCUCCAUGCAAGAUCUCACCUCAUGUAGUUGCAAUGAUCAUGAGAACGGUGAGGAAUCAGCCCAGAACUACACGGGAGGAUCUUGUCAAUGAUCUCAAGGCAGCUGGGACCAUAGUCACCAAGAAAACAAUUGGUAACACACUACGCCGUGAAGGACUGAAUUCCUGCAGCGCCCGCAAGGUCCCCCUGCUCAAGAAAGCAUAUAUACAGGCCUGUCUGAAGUUUGCCAAUGAACAUCUGAAUGAUUCAGAGGAGAACUGGGUGAAAGUGUUGUGGUCAGAUGAGACCAAAAUUGAGCUCUUUGGCAUCAACUCGCUGUGUUUGGAGGAGGAGGAAUGCUGCCUAUGUCCCCAGGAACACCAUCCCCACCGUCAAACAUGGAGGUGGAAACAUUAUGCUUUGGGGAUGUUUUUCUGCUAAGGGGACAGGACAACUUCACCGCAUCAAAGGGACGAUGGACGGGGCCAUGUACCGUCAAAUCUUGAGUGAGAACCUCCUUCCCUCAGCCAGGGCAUUGAAAAUGGGUCGUGGAUGGGUAUUCCAGCAUGACAAUGUCCCAAAACACACGGCCAAGGCAACAAAGGAGUGGCUCAAGAAGAGGCACAUUAAGGUCCUGGAGUGGCCUAGCCAGUCUCCAGACCUUAAUCCCAUAGAAAAUCUGUGGAGGGAGCUGAAGGUUCGAGUUGCCAAACAUCAGCCUCGAAACCUUAAUGACUUGGAGAAGAUCUGCAAAGAGGAGUGGAACAAAAUCCCUCCUGAGAUGUGUGCAAACCUGGUGGCCAACUACAAGAAACGUCUGACCUCUGUGAUUGCCAACAAGGGUUUUACCACCAAGUACUAAGUCAUGUUUUGCAGAGGAGUCAAAUACUUAUUUCCCUCAUUAAAAUGCAAAUCAAUUUAUAACAUUUUUGACAUUUGUUUGUUGUUAUUCUCUCUCACACUGUUCAAAUAAACCUACCAUUAAAAUUAUAGACUGAUCAUGUCUUUGUCCGUGGGCAAAUGUACAAAAUCAGCAGGGGAUCAAAUACUUUUUUCCCUCACUGUAUAUCACCGUCUUCCUGCCUGAAUUUCCAUUUUAUUUUCUCCUUGGCAGACCUGGCUAAGAAGCUACAUCAAGCUGUUCCAGACCCCAUGUCAGCGUUGUGGGAAGUUCCUGCAGGAGGGCCUUCCCCCGACCUGGAGAGACUUUCGCACCCUGGAGGCCUUCCACGACACGUGUAGGCAAUGA